AUGCGCGACUACGACCAGGCUAUAGCCUUCCUCGGGGAGUGGGGUCCGUUCCAGCUCACCAUCUUCUUCCUGCUCAGUGCCAGCAUCAUCCCCAAUGGCUUCACCGGGCUGUCUGCCGUCUUCCUAUCCGCCACCCCCGACCAUCACUGCCUGGUGCCCGACACCGCCAACCUGAGCCAGGCUUGGAGCAAUGUGAGCAUCCCCUGGGAGCUGCACAAUGGGGAGCAGGUGCUGAGUAAAUGCAGGAGGUACAGGCUGGACACCCUGAGUGAGUACUCGGCUCAGGGCUUGCUCCCUGGGAGGGAUGUCAAUGUGAGUGGCAUAGAGCAGGAGAAGUGUCUAGAUGGAUGGACCUACAGCAAAGAGCUUUAUCUCUCCACCAUCAUAACAGAGGUGAGUGCAGGCAUUGUUAGGAUCAUUUAGUCUAAAAUCUGCUCCUGUGACCUCAAUUACCCUACCUGUACUGUACUGUAUGGUCACCCAGUCCUGGAACAAGUUAGCCUGGCUGCUGGUGUGGCCACUCAAUUACACUGAAGAAAUAGAGUCCAAUAAUGCACAGUCUUUAUUUAAAAAGAAAAUUGUGUGUGUGUGUAUAUAUAUUCUCAUAUACUUGGUAUUUUUCUUUUCUUGUUGUUGUUUCUCAAGCAGUAAAGACAAUAAAAGCAAUGUAUGUGCAUUGUGUCAAAAUAUGAAUCUCAUUGUUAUUGUGUUUUUGUUUUGUGUCUUAUUACAGCGUAGGCGUUAAGUAAAAUGCUUCAGGCAUAACUUAGAAACCGUUGUUCCAGAAAUCACAAAGUCUGUCUGUUACAUGAACUAGGCAGGUAGUGUCACAUCCAGAUCGUAUCGCUCAUAAUUAAAUACUCAUUAUGCAUAUUGGGGAGAGGAAUGCUUUUUAAUUGUAGUCUGUCAUUUGCAGGAAAAUUUGGGGAAAUUCCCUUAAAACUCACAACAAAUCGAACUACUAGGGAUGCCAUUAACUAAAUUGUAUUCACACAAAAAUACCUGGCUUCUAACAUUGUGCCCAAGUGCAUGUUUAGAUUAAACCCUCCCCCUUUUCACCUGCAAUAAAUUAAAUAAAUAAAAAAAAUUUUUUUUUAGGUUUUAUUCACCAGCGCCGAGACUCCCUCAGAGCUGCUUCCCACACUGUCUCCCGCUAUGUCAUUGUAGAGGUGUCACAUCCUGACAUCUUCUCCAAUACAAUGCUCCUCAUAGAGAAGCAUUGGGGACAAGGUGCGCUGCUGCAUGCAUGCAUCCAGCCAAAUGCUUCUUCUAGGAAAACCAAUGGCUAGUGGUGAGUAGAGGUGUCGCGAACUGUCCGCCGAACUGUUAGCGAACUGUCCGCCGGCGAAGAAUAGCGUGUUCGCGUUGGGUGAACAUAUCCGAUUUCCGGUCCGCCCCCUAUACGUCAUCAUUGAGUAAACUUUGACCCGGAACCUCACAGUCAGCAGACAUUUCCUGGGAGGGAGGGUCUGCUGCUGAUUGGGUGGAAUGUGUCUGCUGGCUGUGAGGUUCCGGGUCAAAGUUUACUCAAUGAUGACGUAUAGGGGGCGGACCGGAAAUCAGAUAUGUUCGCCCAACGCGAACACGCUUUUGUUCGCCGGCGGACAGUUCGCAACAUCUCUAGUGGUGAGUGGAAAUUUUGAGUCCUUCUUUAGCUAAUCUGGAGUUAAAGGAACACUCCCAAACACUAUGACAACUUCUGCUUUUAGGAGUGGUCAUGGUGAUAAGAAUCAGUAUGUGCAGUGUUAUUGCAUGAACCACUGCACAUACAGAGAUUUAUUAACUUUUGUGCCAGAUGCUAGUUACACCCCCGGCACAUGCAACUUAGCUCAAAACUGUGCUGCCUAAUAUCAGUUCUAUGCAAAAAUUGCACAUUUUAUCAAUGUGCUAGUGACCGGUGUAAUGAGCUUCACUUUUAAAGGCAGGGAAAUUUGCUUUCCUUUCCCAUCCCUCUCUCCAUGCGCUCCCUCCUGCCUCCAUCUAUUGCUGUCCAAUAGGUCCCCGUAAAAAAAAACAAUUGCCUCUAUACGUUUCCCCACCACCUUCUCUGUGAAGCAUUUGAUUUUACUGCUUGAGGCCCCUGGUGAUGUCAGAUGGAAGAGUGGAAAGCGCCGCCGCCGCCAGGCUUGGCCUUUGUGCUGGAUUCCAGGUAAAUGUAUUUCAAUUUUUCUGCUUUAUAACAGAGACUUCGACAUUGAAGUAUAACAAGGAGAUUUAACAGGAAUAUCAGUCACAAAAUAGCAAUAUAUAUGGCCCGUACAAAAUAAAUGAUAAAAAGAAAAAGGUGGUGCAGUUGAGAUAAGGUAUUGUCUUUAAUGUCACAGGUGAAGAAUAAAAGUUAGGGGUUGUGUUUUGAGUAGGGGUUCCCAACCCAUCCCUCAAGUACUGCCUACCAGUCCUGGAUUUAUGGAUACGCAUGCUGACGGCAAAUACCAAAUAUGAAUAGUAUUUACAUUAAAGGGACACUAUAGUCACCCAGACCAGUUCAGCUCAAUGAAGUCGUCUGGGUGCCAGGUCCCUCAGGUUUUAACCCUUUACAUGUAAACAUAGCAGUUUCAGAGAAACUGCUAUGUUUACAUUUGGGGUUAAUCCAGCCUAGUCUAGUCUUCCGGACAGCCACUAGAGGCGCAUCUGCGAUGCUGGAGGCGAAUUUCGCCUCCGUCGCGUAGAGCGGCCAUAGGAAAGCAUAUAGAAAUGUGCAUUCGGCUCCAGUGACGGCGGACGUGGGAGCUGACCUCGGACAGGGAGGAGCCCGGCGCUGGAAUACGGUAAGCUGCUGAAGGGGUUUUAACCCCUACAGCGCCACAGGAGGGGGACCCUGAGGGUGGGGGCAACAUCAGGGCACUAUAGUGAUCUUUUAACCUGCCUUCUACUCUCUAUCCCAGCUAGAAAAGUGGUGCUGCUGGAGGGGUAAUUACACAUCGGGCAGAAAGCUGUUAUAUGUAUGUAUGUAUGGCGCUGCACAUACAGACUCCAAGUACCAUGACCACUUCAGAGAACAGAAGUAGUCCUGAUGCUUGGAGAUACCCAUUAUGUCAAGUUAGGGGAUUAUAAACUGUAAUGGCUGUAUAGUGGUGAUUAGAUAGCUGUAUGUUGGGAAUUGCAGCAUAGUUUUGUUGUAGUGUUUGUUUAGGGAAGAGUGGGAAGCCCACUUUUCAGUCCUGUAUGGAUUAUUGAUGCAUGGCCUCAUGAUUACCACAAGGCAAGGAAUAGAGACAUUGGCAGUUUCCUGGCCAAUAAGGGAAGAUGCCAUGGGCAGGGAGUUAGGUGUAAAAGCAGCAUCAACUAAAGUUUUCUGCUAGUCUAAUUAGCAUAGGCCCAAAAUAAGCUAGUCUACCCUGUACUAAGGUAGCGGUGCAAAGUGUACAUAAGGGGGAAUGUACACUUAAUCCACUCAUUUAAAUAAUUGUUUUACCCAUAUUUCUCAGUGAGCUGUGGUACCUUUGUGGUAAUACCAUAUUUCUCUGAAAAUGAGCCCUAGCUUAUUUUCGGGGUAUGCUCCUAAUAUAAGCCCUAGUUCUUUGCUAAUCUAUACACAAUCCAAAAAUACACAAGGAGGAGUAUCUUGCAUACAAUUUUGGGAACUCUUAGUGGUUUGGAUCCUAAAGGAGUAUAAUCCUAUAAUUGGGGGAAAAGAUAAACAAACACUAGCGCAAUAUUGUCUGAAUGAAAGAGUUAGUCCGUAAAAAUAUGUAUUUAGGCUCACAAAUAAAAAGCCAGUAAAUUCUUGGCUCAAGCUAACAGCGUGGUGGAAUUGUGUAGGGUCCCACUCCCUCUUCUGUAUGUUGCAGUCACUUCAGCUUAUUGAUAGUAGUCACCAAUUCAAUAAUUCAGUUAAGUGCUUUAUUUUUCAUAAAGUGCACAAAAGUAAAAACAAUAAAAUUAAGAAUUAAACGCUCUUACAGUUAGAGUAGCAAGUCCUUGAAAUGUGCAAAACGCUUUUCGCCCCUCUGGGAGGCUUACUCGGUUGCUAUGGUUUAAUCUACAUUCUGUCCUUCUUUUAAAUCGUUGAAUUUUCCCCGAACAUAAAUUCACGGGAUUCCACACGCGAGUAAGCUUAUCUAUGUUUUGGGGAAGUUUCCCGAACAUAGAUACGUAAGACUCCAUUCGUGAGUAAGCUGAUCUAUGGUCGGGAAAGUUUCCCCGAACAUAGAUUUGCAGGAUUCCAUGCCUUCAUGAACUGGUCUAUGUUCGGAGGAAUUCCAUAUAACAUAAACCUGCUUUCUAGCACACGUUUUUCUCCAAAAUAAGACCUCCCUUGAAAGUAAGCCUUAGGCUGGCCACAAUAAAAGGCCACUCUAAAAUGUGCCGUUUUAUCACACAGCACAAUGCCACAGAUGUCGCGUGUUUUGAGGGAGCGUGCAAUUGGCAUGCUGACUGCAGGAAUGUCUACCAGAGCCGUUGCCUGUGAAUUGAAUGUUCAUUUCUCUACCAUAAGCCGUCUCCAAAGGCGUUUCAGAGAAUUUGGCAGUACAUCCAACCAGCCUCACAAAUGCAGACCACGUGUAAUCACACCAGCCCAGGACCUCCACAUCCAGCAUCUUCACCUUCAAGAUUGUCUGAGACCAGCCACCCGGACAACUGCUGCAAUAAUCGGUUUGCAUAACCAAAGAAUUUCUGCGCAAACUGUCAGAAACCGUCUCAGGUAAGCUCGUCGUCCUCAUCGGGGUCUCGACCUGACUGCAGUUUAUCGUAACCAACUUGAGUGGGCAAAUGCUCACAUUCGAUGGCGUCUGGCACUUUGGAGAGAUGUUCUCUUCACAGAUGAAUCCCGGUUUUCACUGUGCAGGGCAGAUGGCAGACAGCAUGUAUGGCGUUGUGUGGGUGAGCGGUUUGCUGAUACAGUAAAUACAGUAAAACUGCACGUUUUAGAAUGGCCUUUUAUUAUGGCUAGCUUAAGGCACACCUGUGCAAUAAUCAUGCUGUCUAAUCAGCAUCUUGAUAUGCCACACCUGUGAGGUGGAUGGAUUAUCUCGGCAAAGGAGAAGUGCUCACUAACACAGAUUUAGACAUAUUUGUGAACAAUAUUUGAGAGAAAUAGGCCUUUUGUGUACAUAGAAAAGGUCUUAGAUCUUUGAGCUCAGCUCAUGAAAAAUGGGGGCAAAAACAAGUGUUGCGUUUAUAAUUUUUUCAGUGUAAGACCUGGUCUUAUUUUCGGAGAAAAACUGUAGUAGUAAUAGUAGUAGUAGUAGUAGUAGUAGUGCCUUUGUGCAGCUAACAGAAACAGCGGAAUACCACCUUGGCUGUCUGAGUGACAGUCAGGGAGGUAUUUUUUUCCCCUCAAUUAUAAAAGUGCAGAUUUUUAUUGAAAUCUGCACUUUUGUAAACUGUCACAAGUAUGACUGAAUUCAGACACAAAAAGCACUUCUGUGUUCUUUCCUCCUACCCCCUUCCCCUGUCCCAUAGGGUUUUUCCCCCUUCCCCUGUCCCAUAGGGUUUUUCCCCCUUCCCCUGUCCCAUAGGGUUUUUCCCCCUUCCCCUGUCCCAUAAGGUUUUUCCCCCUACCCCCUUCCCCUGUCCCAUAGGGUUUUUCCCUCCUCCCUCCCCUGUCCCAUAGGGUUCUUCCAUCCCCUGUCCCAUAGGGUUCUUUCCCUCCCCCGCCCCUCCCCUGUCCCAUAGGGUUCUUUCCUCCCUUCCCUCUCCCAAAGUGUAACUUCCCCCUGUCUUGUCUCCCGUAGGACAGGAGAUUGUCUCCUGUACUGACCGGAAGUGCUCUCUCAGUGAGCCGGGUACAGGAAACAUAAGUUCCUGUACCGCGGUGCGCACUUCUCCGCUCGGUUACGCUUCACAGAGUGCCUGGCAGGAGGGAGCGCUGUGCGCCCACCUCCUGCCAGUCACUUCAAUCUAGCGCCAGCCCACAUCAUUAUCAGUAUUAUGGUACCGAUACUUACAAAAAAACUGAAUAUCGGCAAACUGAUAAUCGGUCGAUCCCUAGUCAUUAAUGUAGCUUCUUUCUAGAUAUAGCAGUCCAUGGGCCUGUGUCUUGGUUUUCUUACAUUACAUCUCAUAUGACCUCCACUGAGCAGCGUACACUAAUUUAGUUUUGGGCAAUAGACAUUUACUCCCUGUUGGGAAUAUUGUGUACAAUGUUUUGUAGUGUCACAUGUUUAACUCUGAACAGAAAGGAAGAUCAAGAGAAAAAAAGAAAAAUCAUUGUUUAGUAGAUAUACCCCAAGCAAAUGCAUACAUGCAUUUUUAAAUGCAUGUAUUCUUUGAGGGCACAUCUUAAAAGAACUUGCAAAGACAAUUGCAGCCUAAGCAAGCCCUCCCCUUUUUUCACUGGGAAAUAAUCAAUCAAUCAAUCAAUCAAUCAAUCAGGGGCUUCUUAUUGGGAAGUGUCUGAAUUGGUGCCCUGUUUGAUGUCUGGAGGAUCUGGGUGUGCUGAUCUGCCGUCUGUGUGGAAGGAGGCCGGUUCGAUCAAGUGUGCUUGCCACUUUAAUUGGCUCAGGGGUUCUAAGAUAAGGAAGCUGCAAACUUCCCUACUUGUUUGUUUGGCAGCAAGGGGUGUGCUCCAUGGUUUAUUGAGAAAAGUGCUGGUUUCUUCACUUUUAUAAACUAGGGUUAUAAUAGGACACUGCUAAACCUAGCAAACUGAAGCGAUUUUUGGAGUGUGGAGCGGUCAUUUGAUUAUGCCUCUUUGUUCCUCCUCACGUCACAUUUCACAUCUGUUUUGACACCGAACAAAGUAUGUCCUGACACGAACCAUUGUUGCGUCAGUUCUGAUCCCUUAACACUGUAUUGUGCAUUGCAUUGACAAAUUUUUCACUUUGCUGCACUUUAGGAAUUAUUAUUUUAUUUUUAUUUUUUUAAAGGUAUAGCGCACUCUUUUUAUUUUUUUUUUAUUUUUUUAUCUUCAAUUACCAGACAACCAGCCCUACACCAUUUUGGUGACUAAGCACACACAUGUUGUGGGCGCACAAGAAUGACUGACUCGUGCCUACCUAUACUUGCCAGACCUAUAUAAGCUUUCACAGAGUUCUGUUUCAUUCCUGAGUUUCAUACAGCAUGUUCUUUGUUUAGUGUCUUUCCCCGGUAUAAAGACUCUGCUUGUUUAACUAUUCUGAUCUCUGUAUUACUAGGCCCAUCCUUGUAUAUUUCUGAAUCCCUAGACCUUGGUUUGUUUUUGACUCUGCAGUUUUCGCCUACUAUAAGCACUGCAUUAAGCCAAGCCAUACUAAGCACCGUUAAUACGCCGCAUUUUUUUUUUAUUUUUAACGAUUAGGGUUGCAUAGAUUCAAGCUUUGUAUGAAGUCCCAGAUGAAGGUGCAGUAGUAGCGCUGAAACGCAUGUCAAUAUCCUUUUUUUCCUCCUCUGAACUGAAUCAUGAGGUCUUUGGAUAAUUUUUUUUUUAUUAUUAUUAUUACAGUAUAUACUCGAGUAUAAGUCUAGUUUUUCAGCACAUUUUUAGUGCUUAAAAACCCCCACUCGACUUAUACUCGAGUCACUGUCUGUAUUAUGGCAACUUAGAGAGCCGCGGCCGUCAGAGCCGUGGCAACAAUCCGCGCGGCAACCAGACCGCGAGACUUACAGUGGAGCUGACCGGAACGGAGGAGAAGGGAGCUGACAGGAGCUGCAGGAAAGGUAAGUAAAUGCUUCCUGCCGGCUCCCCACUUCACAGCCCAUGCCACUGGACCACCAGGGAUUAAGAUAGCCCCCCUCCCUGACCGGUUAACAAGCAGGGAGGGGGGACAAAAAAAAAUUAAAUAAUAAAAAAAAUAUUAAAAUUAAAAAAAAUUUAAAUAAUAAAAAUGCCCUCCCCCCACCCAGUUCACACACACUACACAAACUCUUCAUUAUAUACACACUCUGCAUUAUAUACACAGUGUAUAAUGCAGUGUGUGUUUGUAUGAGUGUGUGUAUAUAUAAUGCAGUGUGUGUGUAUAUAUAAUGCAGAGUGUGUGUUUGUAUGAGUGUGUGUGUGUGUGUGUGUGUAUAUAAUUAUAAAAAUCACAGAAUUUCAUAGCCCCAAGUUUUACCCUCGACUUAUCCACGAGGCAUAGCAUAUUUCACAAUUGUUGGUCACAAAACUGCACUCGACUUAUACAUGAAAUCGACUUAUACACGAGUAUAUACGGUAUUAUUAUUAUUAUUAUUAUUAUUAUUAUUAUUAUUAUGGUAUUAUUAUUGUGGUUGAUUCACAUUUCAGAUUGGAUGUUGAAGUGGAGCGUUCUCUCUUAGUUUGUAAUAUAUCGUUUGUGUUACAUUGUUUCAAGAAUUAUUAUUUAGAGACACUUUGUUAGCCCCUUAGUCCACAGGAAAACUUGUUGAUGGUCACUAGAAAAUUGAUCCUCUUUAUGAAAUGGUUUUUAUUUGUAACAUAUUUUUUUUUUUUUUUUUAAGAUUAAACUCAUUUUGACCAAUUUAAUCUUAUUUAUGUUAUGAUACUAAAGGUUUUGGCAGGUGUUUGGGAACAGCAAAAUAUGUUUGUACCUUACAAUAAAAUGAAUAAUGGAAAAAAAAAUGGGGGUGGGGCAUCUGUAGAGACAAAAUCUACCAGGACAUACUUGAAAACUAGAUGAAUCAAAAUGUAUCCUUCUGGGUAAAAUAUUUUAUAAAUAAUUAGCGGUGAUUAUGUAAAUAGAAAUGAUACAUGUUGAACAUAAACAUGCAUUGUAUUUAUGUAGCAUAGAUCGUUUAGUGUUUGACUGACGAUGGUGUGAUAUGGACAGCUACCACUAUACCUGAACUAAGAUGAGCACUUGGAUACAUGGUGUGACGAAACGCCUUUUGUCACCGGAUUUUCCCCUUGCUGUUGGAGGAGCCUGAUUGCCAGCCUCUUGCCUCAUGACUAUGGCCCUGGGUUAUUUGGCCCUUCAAGUACAAUAUUUGGGCAUAUUGGAUUUGUAUGGUGCUGCUGCUGGCCCUUUUAAAAACCAUCCCUGGACAUAAUAUGACUUUUAGGAACAAUGUCCCUUUAAGACUGUGUAGCAGAUUGCAUUCAGGUGGUCUGCAAUAUUAUAUAUGCUAUUAUGUGUUCGGUAAAUUGGAAAUGUGUAGGUUCUAUGUGAUAAAUGUAACAGUAUGUAUUUUUAUGUCUUUUGUUGUCCUUUGUCUGCCAUGUGGCUAAUGGAGUUUUGCCUCUGUCCUUGGAGAUAAUUGCAUUACUUCUCAAUUAUCUCCAGAAUAGAAGACUCUGAAACCAGUUUGGGCCAGAUAGCCAUGCUGCCAGUCAGGCCCCAAAAGAUACUUGUGCUAACUUCUGAACCCCUGGUCUGAUUCAGGCCAUUUUUUAAUAUGUUGUUCCCCUGAAUGGAUUGAUUGUGAAUAUGUAGUUUUAUGUGAAUGUGAUGUAUAGUUUUAGAGUUAUGAAAGUUGGGUAAAAAGUGUGUUUUAAAAUGUAUGGAUAAUUGGGUUACCUCUCAGGCUAAGGGGAGGAGAUGUGUGGGAUGUAACCAUUGUGUGAUUGGUUGUACUUUGUCCCACCCAGUGGGAUGUCCCCUUGCAUGGGGACCUGCAUAAAAGAAGGUUCUUUGUGUGCCAAUAAACAGAUCAUCUUGUACCUUCAUGAAGUUUCGGCUCAUGUUUGGGGGAUUGGAGAAACUACACUCUGGGGAUUGCUAUAAUCACUAUACUCCCCAGGGUAUAAUCACUAAGCUCUGCUAAGAGCUUGUUCCUGUUCCUGCUCUCUGGAAUUCGGAGAGAGGUCGACCUGCUUGAAGCUGGACCCUGGUCCUGGGUCCAGAGUGGGUGAAGACGGCGAGAUCCCAACCAAGCUGCGGCGGUUCGUGGGGUCUGCAGUGGUUAUGGUGUCAGGCAGAGUGCUUGGAGUCCUUGGAAAGCACUAGGAGCAUCCGUCGGCGGAAGGUACCCGGUCAGGGUGCCAGCGGUUCCGUUACACAUGGCUUGGAGAUGUGUUUUUGGUUUUUUGGGUUUUUUUUUUACUCCCUCACCCCCCCCCUUACCGUAAAAAAUUGGCUGAAUGGUACCCUUUAAUCUUUUCUGGAAUGUUUUUCAAAUCUCUUUGCUUCCAAGUGAUCUGUCUGGUGUUCCCAUGCCUGCUGCUUGGCUUUGCAGGUGUUUUCUCCUUUGUGCAAUCAUAUUUCUAUUUAUCUGUCACUUCAACUUUUGGAGUCUUCAUCUGCCAGGAGAUGUCAGUUCUGCACUUUUCUUCAAGAGUACAAAAUGGGAGUUUGUGCAAGACCUGCGUAUCCUCCAUGGUUUUUCUCGCGCAGUCACAAUAAGAUUCCUGCUCCCAUCAGCCUUCAUGGGUUACCGCUAAUGUAAAAUGUCAGGAGAGGGGGACAGAAGGUCUGAUCACUGCCACAUUUUUUACUAGUUCAUAUGAAAAUUAGUCUACUCAUUGUCAUUAUCUUCUGAAAAAAUGAAAUCCCUACGCUAUAAAAUUUUUGUUAAUCUGCUGAUUGGAAAUGAAGUUGAGUGGAAGCUACAUAGCCUCUUACCUACUUUUCAUGUAAUCUAUAUUCCCAGGGCUAAAGUUCACAUAAAGAAUUACAUCAAACCACCUUUUAAGUGGCGUGGUUUUCGCCAGUCCCAUGGGUGAUUAUUUUUACAGAACUGUAAAAUCUGACCUGAGCCAGGAGUACAGUUACUGAUAGUGACUCAUUACAAAAAGAAAAGACACCACCCUUAAUAAAUGGAGAAUCACUUUAUUAUCAUGCCACUUCAUUUGGAACUCUUUGUUUAAAAAAAAAAAAAAAAAAGCCUUUCUAAUUACCACAGGUUCAUGGGCUAUUAAUUUAAUCUGUACCUGCUAUUCCUUAUUGUGACCCACAGUGGUAGACACUUGUGGUUAGAAUGUUCCAUUGUGCCUUGGCCUGGCCUCUGUUAAAUAAACUGUAUGCAAUUCCGAUAUUGAAACCAGCAUAUUACCAUGCAUUUAAAGAGAGAUUCAUUUUCCAGAGCUUUGCCCAAGGUACAUUGGAAACAUGCUCUGGCACUGUAGACCGCUCUUGUUUUGCAGCUGGUUGGCACAAACUAAUUGUAACGGAACUCUCCGUACUCUGACCGAGUACCUUCCGUUGAUGGACGCUUCCUAGCUUGCGCCGAGGACCACAAGCACCGCAUCGGACACCACAACCGCCGUAGCUUAACUGGAGUCUCGCCGUCUUCCUUCCACCCCGGAUCAGCUUCUGUCCUGCAGGACCGUGUGGGGAAGGCCUCUCCUCCAGGAGAGCGUAUCAGGAACAAGCUCUUAAAAGAGCUAAGUGAUUAGAGUUCAGGUGAGUAUACCAAGUAUAGCAAUCCCCAGUGUGAAUAUAGCUGUUCCCUCCAAUCACGAGACAAGACUACAUGUUGAGGGUCUAGAAGAACUGAAGUUUUAAUCAAACACUUUGCUUUUAUGCCCAUUUUACAAACAUAGUACUGCCCACAGGGUUUUGAAGAACAACCAAUCAAACCUGUAUAAUAUAAUAAAACACUCCCAUUCAUUCCCACAAAAUCCUCCCCUCUGCCUGUGAUAUAAUUACUGUACACAAUGGGUUAAAGUAAUUAUCACAGGCAGGAAAAAUACACUUUUUACACAUAUACUAUAACUAAAAAUAUACAUUCAAGUUACAUAUUAAAGGACCACUCUAGGCACCCAGACCACUUCGGCUUAAUGAAGUGGUCUGGGUGCCAGGUCCAGCUAGGGUUAACCCAUUUUUUAAUAAACAUAGCAGUUUCAGAGAAACUGCUAUGUUUAUUAAUGGGUUAAGCCUUCCCCCUAAUCCUCUAGUGGCUGUCUCAUUGACAGCCACUAGAGGCGCUUGCUUUCCUAUGCGACCGGCUGAAUGUGCGCGCAGCCAGCCGACGGGGCGGAACGGAGGAGCAUCGGAGGCAGAGAGCUCCCCGCCCAGCGCUGGAAAAAUGUACGUUUAAACCCCUUUCCCCCUUCCAGAGCCAGGUGGGAGGGGGUCACUGAGGGUGGGGGCACCCUCAGGGCACUAUAGUGCCAGGAAAACGAGUAUGUUUUCCUGGCACUAUAGUGGUCCUUUAAUACUCAGUACACUUUAAUUACACACAUAUCCAAAAUUCAGCCAAUUCCUUCCAGAGAUUAAAAAGUUAGCUGGAAGUCCUUUAUGACUGACUGCAAGCACAUUUUCAUGCCCAAAACAGUUCCAUAGAUUUGGACUGUGCGGUUGGUCAAUUUCACACUGAAAUAUGACUAAGUCCCAUCAUUGAACAGGACUUAGUAUCUGCGGCUGCAAACUCAGUGGAGGAGAAGGUAAGGGUCAGGUGUUUUGGCUACAUGUGUAGCCGAUUUCAGUUCCAUGGAUUUGGCUACACACACCGCUGACCGCAUUCGGUAGAAUAAAGAUGGCCGCCGCCACGUGUUCAUUUGUACGAACGGCGGCCACCCAGUUGUCGGCAAUUUACGUACAACAGGCUCCCAGCCUGGGAGGUAAAUUGCCUGCAUGCUUCCACUUCUGGGUGGUCCGUCUGUGUAAUACUUUGUUUAGUACGCUCCAUUUACUGAACCAAGUGGGAGAAAGCCAGGAACACCGUAUAUUAAAGGUUUGUGGACACUGGGGACACCGUCUUAAAGGGGCAUUGUCCCCAGCAAGUCUGGGGACACUGGGUACACAGUCUUAAAGGGGCAUUGUUCCAAUUUCCACCAUGUCCCAAAAAUGUACUUAAAGGGCCAGCACCAGUCCAAUGAAAGUCCAUAGGCCCCAAUAAUGUUUUUAAAGGGCCAUACACUCCCGGGCCAUAGUCGCAGAGCAGGAGGCUGGCAAGCAAGCCUCUCCAGGACCAAGUGAUGAAGGGCACUUUGUCAUACUAAUCUUAAAGCAGACCUGUCAUUUGACAUUUGUACAAACCUUGGUAGCUGUAGCUAACUAAAUGGUACCUAUUGGUUGUUUGUUUAACCGUAAAAAAAUUUAAAAUUCUUAUUUACAAUGUAAGUUCGAAUAUCCUGGCUGGUAUAUUUCGAGCAUGCAGUGCUGUACAUGCGUGUUUUUUCGCACGUGUAUGGCACUAUGAAAGAAAUACCUAACAAUAAAUCUGCUGGGAUGACCGUUCUUAGUAGAUGACCAAGCAUUGUGUGAUUGUGCCUGGAGCUUCUAGAUAUGAUGUCAUCCUGGACAGGGAUGUGCUGUGGAUCUAAGUACGUGCCUUGUAGAAGGAGUGUACAGAAGAAAGAUUAACAAUUGUCUACAGACAAAGGGUUAAGGAGAGUACAAUUCCCUGCCCAUGGUUUAUUGUCUAACAAGAUGGCCUUUGAGCUUUCUAAUCUGAAGGAGGUAAUGGGAUUUAUCAUGAGACAAAUGCUGCCAAGGGAUAACUUCUAAUUUAGUGGCUAGAGAAGUUGAGAGUCAUCAUAGCAAGCCAAUUACCAAUGAGAACAAUUAAUGAAACUUACAAAUGACUUAGCAUUAAUCAAGGUUUCAGAGAAAAUGAGAAGCCUAGUCUAAUUAAAAUUAAGCAAGGUUGUGUAGAUUAGUGAUUGUAUUCAUUUUUACUGCAAAAAAUGAAUACAAGACAAGGCUACGCUCCUCAUACAAACACCACUACUCAUAUCAUACACCUGAUAAACACUUGUCCUCUCUCCCAACACCUACUGUGUGUGCCGACAUGAAUGUGGAGCGAACAUUGGUAAUUUGGCUUGAAAGAGAACAACAUGUAGGCACAAACUGUUUCCAGCUGGCCAGCCUUCUCCGACCCAUUAAAUAAGGGCUCUUUUGCAGCUCUGAAGCGAGCCAGACAAUCAAUAAUCUGUAACAUAUCUCUGGAACUUGAACAUACCUUUCUCUUCUGUCCUGGUCAAACUGGCAUGACUGGAGCCUGCAUACAUGUUCUAAUGGCCCACAUGCUAUUGGUUUGAAACACUGAUUUAAAAGGUUUUGUUUUGGUUUUUUUAAGCAAAAUCACAGUAGGCAGAGUCUAAACUUUUUUUUUUUUUUUUUGGGAAGAGUUGGAAUGGAAUGGGGAGAGGCAACAAGAAUUCAAAUUGUAAGGGUUAUGUAUUAGGCUAACCAAAUAGAAAUGGAUUUUUGCCAAGACAGAUUUAAUGUGUGCAAAAUUAUUUCCACACCCCUGAAAUUAAUGAAACAACUUUGGUGCUUUUGAGUGUAUGCAACAGUGGAAGAAAUGUUUGAGCAGACAAGCACUCAUGCAUAUUUUGGCUAUUCAAUAAUCAUGCAUGAGUGUCCCUGGAGCAUCACUGGGUGAAAAUGCUGUCCUCGACAUGCAGAAAUUGUGGAGAUAAGUGCAUCUAAUUUUUACCACCACUGCAUAUCACCCCAAUAUAUUCAAGUUCUGCCUGAAAUUAAAAAAUGUUUGCCCAGUACCCGUGUUUUACAUUGUGCUUUGCAAAUCUGUUCACCGGUAGGAGUCUUUUUUUUUUGGUAGGGGUGUUAUAUGAAUUUAAUGUAAUAAUUCCAUAAAUGCCAAAAUGUGGGCAAUUUCUUUCCUAGAAUGUCUAGAUUGUCUAUCAUUUUUUUGAACAUUUGUUUAUUCCUCCCCCUGUUUUUUUUGUUUUGUUUUUCUGUUCUUGUAUUGUCUUUAAAAAAACCAAUACACCUACCUUCGGGUUGUAUACACCUACCUUUUCUGUACCCAGAUGUAUUCUUUAUAUGGAAACUCAAUUUAAAAAAAAAAAAAAGUGAUACCAGGUUCCAUCUCAUACCUUGUUUUGUUUUUUCCUUCUUCCUCUUCUUCUAGUGGGAUCUGGUUUGUGAAAAUGACUGGAAAGGGCCGUUAACUACCUCGAUAUUUUUUGUGGGAGUUCUCAUUGGUUCCUUUGUUUCAGGACAGAUCUCAGACAGGUAGUUUGUAUAUAUCAUAAUUAACAUGCAAGGAUUCCAUGAACAAUUACUAAUUAAUUUUAUAUUUUUUGUGUAGUUGUCUGUUCUAUAAAAUGAUUGAGAUCUGUUUAUCUCAAUCAUUCUGGGCUUGCUGCUGAUUUUAAAAUGGGAGUGGCAUUAUUAAUAUUGUAUUUUGCUGCUAACUACCUCAAUCUAAAAGUAAUACAAGGAUGAAACUAGACAUUGUAUCUUGGUAACUCUUGUUUGCUGGAAUGUGUGGACAUAAUGAGAAAGUUUAUAUCCGCUACAUCGUGUAAUAACCAGAAAUCUUUAAAGGGACGCUAAAACUUGGGUUACAGUGCCAGAGGUUGCCGCAGAUGAAAUGGCACACCAGAUCAGUGGGCAGUGAUUGGCUGAGUGUGUGUCAGCCAAUCAUUCGUCCAACUCCUGGAAUGAAUUGGUAUGCCACAAAGCAGAGCAUACCUCCACCUUUGCCAUAUCGUAAUUGGGUUCUGGGCUGCAGGAUACCAGGUACCAAGCAGCAUCACCGCUAAAAGGUGAGUAAACUGCUAAAAACUGAUGUUUUACCCAGCACGCAUGAACCUCAGGCACCAUAAACUCUUCAAUCAGUUAAAAUUGUUAUGGUGCUAUUGUUAUUUUAAUUACAGUUGCCUUGAUUCUGUUAGUUGGGAAAUAUACUAGUGAAAUUUAUGCUUUACUUUAAUGACGUCCUCCAGUUUAGGGACAAAAGGAAGAAUAUAUUUCAAGUGGCCGCCCCUUCCAUGGGAUAAUGGGUUUUACCCUGGACUGCACUAGUAGUUCAAACAUUGUAUCCAUCUGGACUUCCAGACCAUCCCAUCUGUAUGGCAAGCAGAGCAGCAAACAUAUGUAAUAGAAUAUGACUGUGCAGGACUGUCACUUGCCACUGGUGCUUUUGUGGCAACUAUUUAUGCAGGAACAUUCCAUUGUGUUUGUGCUACACUUAAAACUUUGCUCCGGACGCAAUACCCUGUCUGUUAAAACCUUGGGUUAUGGUAUCCAUAUCCAUGAUCUCUAUAAUGUUUGAUCAGACCCCUGCGCCCAUCAACCUACGCCAGAAGUCUUAAUGUCCUUGCAGUGUUGUAUUGUACAACAGAUAUUUGGAACUGAUUUAUAAUUAUGAGAAUGAUUGCUUCUUUCUGGUUUUAGAAAUAAAUUGGCAGUGUACAAUGUAUUAAUUACUUUUAUGCUGAGUAUACUUCAUCAUUUCCAAUAACACACAGUCAGAUGGGCUACGGUUGUGGCAUAUGUUAUGGGGCUCAAUGGAAUGCGCCACUAAGUAAGUAAUUGAUAAUUAAAUAACUCCCUAAAUCUUUUAGAUUUCAGCUAAGAUAAAACUAAUUUAUUUAUACAUAUAUAAAACCACUUCAGUUUAAAGAUCUGAAAAUAUUAACUCCGUUAAUAGUUUCUAUAAUACUCACCAAUUAUUUCGUCCCAUGUAAAUACCAAAAUGAGACAUUUUAAAUGAUUAUUAAAAAAGGCAUGUGGAGUUGUCUCAGGUAAUUACAACUUUUUACUUUCCUAUGUGAUCCACUCUACUUUUUGUGAGCACUGCACCUAAACCAGUGCCCAGGCAGCUUGUUAAAUCUACAUUCUCCUACCUUUAGUGUUUUUGCAGCCCCAACCUGCCAAUUAAAAACUAUGGCCCAGCAACCAGUUUUACCCUCUCCCUGAUGCUGGUCUGCAACUCUGCAUCAAUUGCCUGUGGCAUGUCAUAACAGUUGGCAUUUGGGAACUUGCUAUUUUUUAUUUUUAUUUAUUUACUUCUUUUUAAUGGAGGAUUUGUAUAUUUUCUUGAUAAUGGCUAUUUACUGGCUAGUCGAAACAAAAAGGUUUAUGGUCAAAUGUCAAUACCUCAUUUGCACAUUUUAAACUACAACUAUAACCAGAAGCCUGCGUUGACUCAUUCUUGUAUAAUACAGGAUUCAAAACACAUCUAUGUAAAUUAGAAUCAGGAUUACUGAUUUAGUGCAGUGAAACCUUCAUUAUAAUUAAAGGACCACUCUAGGCACCCAGACCACUUCAUCUUAAUGAAGUGGUCUGGGUGCCAAGUUCCUCUAGGAUUAACUCUUUUUUUUAAUAAACAUAGUAGUUUAGGGUUAAUCCAGCCUCCAAAUCCUCUAGUGGCUGUCUCAUUGACAGCCGCUAGAGGCGCUUGCGUGAUUCUCAUCGUGAAAAUCACAGUGAGAACAUGCAAGCGUCCAUAGGAAAACAUUAUGAAUGCUUUCCUAUGAGACUGGCUGAAUGCGAGCGCAGCUCUUGCCGCGCGUGCGCAUUCAGCCGAAAGGGCGGAGAGGAGGAGGAGAGCUCCCCGCCCGGCGCUGGAAUAAAGGUGAGUUUUUAACCCUUUCCUCUCCCCAAAGCCGGGCGGGCGUGGGACCCUGAGGGUGGGGGCAGACUUAAACAUACACCUGGCGAAGCCCAGAAUGAGCGGUAAUGUGAUAUAAUCUGCUAAAUCUUACAUCUACAUUUAAAAUAAAAUUUAGCAUCACACGAAACAUACAUUAAUUCUUGGGAUGAGAAUAUAAUUUUGCCUCAUUCUAAAUCGCUGGUAAGACCACAUCUUGAAUAUGCUGUGCAAUUUUGGGCACCUGUUCUGAAGAAGGAUAUUAUGGCACUAGAAAGAGAGCAGAGAAGGGCUACAAAAAUAAUAAACGUAAUGGAACAUUUUAGCUAUGAAGAGAGGUUAACAAAUUUAAACCUCUUUAGUUUAGAAAAACGUCGCCUCAGUGGGGAUAUGAUAACAUUAUACAAAUAUAUUAGUGGCCAAUACAAACCAUUAUGUGGAAAUCUAUUCAUAAACAGGACUUCUUUACACAGGACACAAGAUCAUACAUUUAGACUGGAAGAAAUAUUUAAUCUAAGGCAAAGGAAAAGGUUCUUUACCGUAAGAACAAUAAGGAUGUGGAAUUCUGUGCCUGAAGAAGUGGUUUUAUCAGAGUCCGUACAGAUGUUUAAACAGCAACUAGAUGCAUACUUGCAAAAACAGAAUAUUCAAGGAUAUAAUUUUUCAAUGUAGGGUAAAUGCUUCUUGAUCCAGGGAGAAAUCUGACCGCAAAUCUGGAGUCAAGAGGGAAUUUUUUUCCUUGUUUGUUGCAAAAUUGGAAGGGCUUCAACCGUAUUUUUUUAUUUUUUUUUGCCUUCUUUUAGAUCAACCGCAAAAUACAAAUAUAAGGAAGGCUGAACUUGAUGGACACGUGUGUUUUUUUUUUUUGGUUUUUUUUUUCAAACUAUGUAACUAUGUAACUUUUUGUUUUAUUGAGUGGUGUGAUUACAAAAAAUUUUAUGGAUCCUCCUUUUUAAGGAACUUUAUAGACCCAUAAAUCACUUCAGCUAGCUGAAGUGCUUUGUUUCUAGGUUCUGUAAAUAUAUAUUAUAUUUUUAUAUAUGUAUAAACUAAGAUGCUUGCAGAGUAUUUGCCCGGUGCUGGUCAGGCACAAGAUACAUGAAAUGACAGCACUCCAAGGACUUGAUGAUAGUAAAAAUAAAAUAACUUUUAUUCUAUAUCUUUAAAAAAUAUCGACUUUUCAGCCCCAAUACAUGGGCUUUCAUCAGGAUGGCAAUAAAAUACACAAAUACAUAUAAUAUACUUAUAUAGAAAAACAUAAAAGGAUACUAACCAGCUUCAUGUGUGAGAGAACCGAAAUGGCGUUCAGACUGCACGUGGAACGGUCAAAGUGCCUCAACCGUAGUUGCUAGGCACUGCAUUCCAUUUGGUUGCUAGGUGAUCAGUUAAACGCAAUUUCACCCACCAUUGCUAUGCUGUUUGAUUUGGUAAACACGAUCGUGAAAUCUUUCCCUCUGACUGCUACUUUCUUGCACUGUGCCUGGAAUGCAACUGAUACAAAGUAUCAGUAAGUACCAUACAUCCAUGUGCUGCUGCACUAACAGGAUAGAGCCCUUGACAGGACUUAAGUCUGAUAUAUAUAAGUCUGAUAUAUAUAUAUAUAUAUAUAUAUAUAUAUAUAUAUAUAUAUAUAUAUAUAUAUAUAUAUAUAUAUAUAUAUAUAUAUAUAUAUAUAUAUAUAUGUAUGUAUGUAUGUAGAAAGGCUAUUAGGCCUGAAUUUGUGGGAGGAGUAAGUCCCCUACUUAAGCUCCCAGCCCCUACUCACCGCUGCCGCUCAGCUGAUUGUCCUUAGCAACCAGCACUUCCGGUCCAGCUUCCCGCCAGAACUGUACCUGUUUCCAGCAGCCAGUCGCCCUGUGCAAUCCUCCGUCCGUCCGAGGUCCUUCCACUCCGUUUCCCUCCGGUCGAGGUACCCGACUUCCGGUCACGAGACCGGCGCGUUCACGUAAGCAAGGCGUGGGAAUUAGCGUUCGCUAUUUCCCCGCCGUUCGGGCCUAAAAACGUAGGGGUAGGCUCCCUCUUUCGCAUUUUCAUGAAUACACGCUUUUCGUUAAUAUCUCCAUUCGCGCCAAAAAACGCACGAACGUUCGGCUCAUUUCACUAUCAUUUAAUGCAUUUUCGUACGGAAACAACCGAAUGAAUAUUUCAUGUUUAUGCUCAUUAUUAUCUGUAUUCACUUUUUCCGUUCGGUUAUUUCAGCACUAACCUAUUCGUAUGGUUAAAUUCACAAACACCAUCUUACUAAUUUACAUUCGGUUAUUUCUAUUCUUUUAAACUAAGCAUGCAUAAGUUCUAAUCACAGUCCUACUAUUAUUUAUUCCUUCAUAUCAGUUUGCGGUUACAUUAUAUGGUUAACUACCAGCCCUGUGUUUUCCUACCUUGUUAAACCAUUUAAGUAUUUUUCUGUAAUAAACAUAAUGUUCACCACGGUUCUUAACUUCAUACGUAUCUAAAUUCAAGCUAUACCAUUCUUUCCAAAUAACACUCAGAUAAGUCAUUUAAACACUAUUUACAAGUUAUACCCUUUACACAUAAUCCGUACUAUUCCUUGCACAUAAAUCACGCUGUCACAUUUUUGGCUUUUACAGAUUGCAUCGGUCUCUUGCUUUUCUGCAUUAAAGUUGUUAUUUCAAGGUCCUUUUAUUACAGGAACAGGUAUGGUUUAUUAUCACCUUGAUUUAUCAGGUUUUAUCAAUUAUCUUCACAUCUAUUGCUAAAUAGGAAAUUUGUCUUGGUUAAACCCUUAGAUCCUGUACUAAUCUAAGCUUCCACCGUUUCUACGCAGUUAACCUGCCACGAUUAAACAAUCUCUGUACUUUAAACAAAGGUAUAGUUCACUCUCUUUUCAAUACUAGACCUCACGCGGUCUCAACUCCAUUACUACCUUCCCUCAGGCUUACGCCCAGGAUACGUUAUCUCUUUACUACUUGUCUACACAGACUUUCGGUCAUACGGCCAUCAGGCUUAGAAGACACCAAAAACCUGACCCGGUACUCAGCCAUACCUUCAGGUACUUACAUCCUUACUCAAGUACGUUCAUUCGCUACCCCAAGGCCUCAUUCUGCCUUCUCACUCAUAUCCAAAAUCAUCCCAUUCCUACACCUAAACCUCCCAGAUCCCUCAAUGCAGGAUCUCACGUGGUGCCCCUAACAAACCUUCUCCCUAUACUAUUCAUACGACAUCACGAUACGUAUAAACACAUCAACAUCUGUCUUAAACCCCCAGGAUUCUUCCUCAAAGACAACAUUUAAGACAAGACUCUCUACACUUACCAGGAGGCUCCAGAUACCAUUUGCGACCAGUCAAGGUUAGUAUCCACACACCACUCCAGUCCUCUAACUUUACCCUUUAGCAUACUAUCGAACUGGCUAUACGGCACAGGCUAAUGCCUUAGCCCACCCUAUCAGGAAAUCUGAUCCCGCGAGGCCUACCACCCCACCCCACCUCAACACGGAGGUACGGCCCCACGCCCAAAUCAUAGUUAUAAGCCUCGCAUGCCUUACUACAGGGCUCUAGUUAGGGCCUCACCUGUCACGGCCACACGUUUUGAUUUCUCUUAUCGUCACCGAGAGGCCAACAUCCCGCCACCACGUCUGUGGCACCUACGUCAUAAGCCAAAUCAUAGGUAGAGCCUCUCAUCGCCACUUGGCAUUAGCAGGGCCUCACCUAUCCAGUCAUUCAAUAGUUAAGUUUUUCGCCUCGGCAUCUAGCAUUAAAGUCCAGUUCUUCAAGACACACCACUCCCCAUACCCCCCCCUUCUUACCUCACUCCCCUUCUAAUAUAUCUUUCACAUAAUCAUUCCUUUUUAGAAUGUCCCAAGAACCAAUUCCAACCGAAGAACUGACAGAAGAAACACCAUUCACGCCAAUCAGACCCGUGUCUCCAGGCGAAUCACUCACUCUUUCAACCCCCACGUCCUUGAGAGCAUGGACUAUUCCCAAAAUCACAGCCGAGCUUAGGCUCAGGGGAAUCCCCUUUCCGGCCACAGCUAGAAAGGCAGAACUUUACAGGCUGCUUACCCACCAAGUCCCCGAGCCUCGGCCGGGAACUAGCUCUCAAGGACAACCACCAAGUAACAGCACGGCCACCCAGGAUACCCUGGCAGAUAUCUUGGCCAAUCUACAGGCCCUCAAUAGCAGGCUGUCUAAGGUGGAGAGCGCCAUCUCCUCCUCAGGUACUAACACCGUAGUCCCAGUCUCUACCACGGCUGUACCUGCCAUACCUUCAUGUCCCUCUAUACUCCCCCCUCCAGCACCUGGCACAGCCAUCACACCUUUCGAGUCACCAGCACACUCCGUCCCAGAUUCUAUCAGGAAAGAUAUCCUUGACGGGAAGGAUGUGUGUCUGGUGUCUUUACUCAUAGCCUCUCAGGAUGUACUCGAGAACAAGGCAUACAAUUAUGGUGACAUUUCUGUUGUGCUUAAAACGAGGGAUCCCAGGCUUAAUAAAAAAUUGUCUAUCCCACAGUUUGUGAUAGCUUUUGGGAUAUACCGCGACGUCAUUUGCACGGUGUAUCCCCAUAGGAGAGAAGAGCUAGAUCUCUAUCUCCACAAGGUAGUGGAUCUAGGCAUCAAGUACGGGGGCUCUUCCUUCUAUGACUACCACAAGUCAGUCUCAGCGAAGGCGGCGACCCAUCUCAAGCAGUUCAACAUUAGAAUGAACUGGGGUCAGAUGGACACUGAACUUUUCUGUCGCCACUUCGCUGGACUCAGGCCCCCGGCUUGUGCCAUCUGUAAUUCUACAUCCCACAUGGCGGACUUAUGUCCCGUCGAACCAGAUCCCACCACCUCCACUCACACCUCACUCCUCUUUCACCCCUCACAACAAGCCAGCGGGUGGUCUCCGGGAUAAGCUGGGUAGGCCCAUCUCCUUUUUAGGUAAAGCACAGGUGUGCAAUAAUUUCAACGCAGGCUCCUGCAGUUUCAGCGCCUGUAGAUUAUUGCACAUCUGCUCCAUAUGUUUCAGGGCACAUACCAAGACCAUGUGUCCAGCCAGGUUGUCACCAAACAAAUGACUAACCGACAUAAAUAUCGACAACCUGGUUUUUUAUCUAAGGUCUCACCCCAGCAGGCACUUAGUGGAUUUUCUCACCACAGGUUUCUCACAAGGGUUUCACACAGGCAUAAUAGCCAUUCCCCCAGGUACACUAGAAUGUCCUAAUCUCCAGUCUGCACGUUUAGACCCAGUCGCUGUAGACACUCUCAUUUCCGCAGAAACCACAAACGGUUUCAUGAUCGGUCCUUUCACCUCUUCACCGUUUUCCUCCUGGCGCACUAACCCUAUUGGUAUUGCUAUUCACAAAUAUUCUAAUAAAAAACGUCUCAUUAUCGAUUUAUCGGCACCGCACUCCUCUUUUGUUCCAAGCAUAAACGCACUCAUUCCAGCAGACGAAUUCUCUCUGCAGUACGUCACCAUCGACGACGCCAUACAGUCCAUCAUGACAUCUGGUAAUCGACCCUGGCUCAGCAAAACAGACAUCACUAACGCCUUUAAAUUACUGCCCAUACACCCCUCACUCUGGCACUUACACGGUGUUAAAUGGCGAGGGUAUUAUUACUUCUCAACACGACUCACUUUUGGUUCUCGAAGCAGCCCCAAACUUUUCGACAUUUUCGCAGAGUCACUAUGCUGGCUGCUUCUGAACGUCAUCAGGUGUCACUCCGUUAUUCACUAUCUAGAUGACUUUCUACUGAUAGAGCCAGGGUCAUCAACACCCACAGCAAUCAAUAGUACUACCGCACUUUUUUCCACACUUGGAGUCCCUUUGUCCCCAGCCAAAACUAUAGGACCCACAACAAAGUUGACCUUUUUAGGCAUAGAGCUCGAUUCUGUCAAACUCAGAGCUAGCCUUCCACACGACAAACUUUCACGAUUGAGAGGGGAGAUAGACACGUUCCUGCGGAGUGACGUUUGCACCAGAAGAGAACUUCAGUCCCUUCUUGGAUCUCUGAACUUCGCCAUGCGCAUCAUUCCGCAGGGAAGGUCUUUUAUUUCCAGACUUCUUUGCCUGCUCCAUGGAGUCCCGGACUCCGGCACAGUUUCUUUGGACCCCCACGCCAAGGCUGACUUAGCUAUGUGGGGGAAGUUUUUGAAAGACUGGAAUGGUAUCUCCAUGUUUAUCCCCCCUCUCUCCACCUCUUCACCCAUCAUCCACACAGACGCAGCAGCCAACACCGGUUUCGCAGCCAUUUUCGGGAACCACUGGUUUAGGGGCCACUGGCCCACUGAGACGGAUGCCUUGCCAGGAUUCAGGGAGACCUCAACCCUAUUUGAAAUUUACCCCAUUGUGGCGGCCGCACACACCUGGGGUCAUCUCUGGUCCGGCAAGGCAGUAAAAUGCUACUCAGAUAACUCGGCAGCUUGCGAUAUCAUUAACAAAGGGCGCUCAUCAUCCCUGACCAUCAUGCGGCUGAUUCGCAAGUUGACCUGGCUGGCAGCAUCCAAUCAGUUUCACUUAGUAUGUUCUCACAUCCCGGGUAUUCACAACACCGCCGCUGACGCUCUUUCUCGUUCUCGAUUCCAGGCAUUUUCUCAGGCACUCCCAGCAGCUCACCAACAGCCAUCCAGGACACCACGGUUUCACGAACUAAUAUUGGAUUAAGCACACUCUUGCUUCACGCUAGAUCACUCACUCACCAAGCAUGAUCACCCAACACUGCUAUCACUUACAAUAGGGCACUUAACAUAUUUAACAAAUUCACUGCAGAAUUCGGGCUACAAGGUGACUUUUCUAUCCAAACCAUGGUGUCUUUUGCCUCUUUCUGCCACCUACACCUUAAUCUGUCACACAACACCAUUAAACUUUACCUCACCGGGGUUCAGCACCACAGCCUCACCAAUUUUCCUAACAGCACCCCCUUUUUGUCUUCAUACCCCAUAAAAAAGGUCUUGAAAGGUAUAUCAAAGGUUUCACCACCACUCGCAAGCACUAGAUUACCCAUAGACGGGCCUAUCUUCAGGUCACUUAGCAAUCUCCUUGACACAGCCCCAUUUGAUAGCCACACCAAUACAGUGAUAAAAUCUGCCAUAUAUCUCGCUUUCUACGGUUUUCUCAGACCUAGAGAAUUCACAGUGAUUUGUCAAGGAGAUAUCGCACGAUGCCUUAAAACUUCACACCUCACCAAGGUAGAGGAUCACUACCUCCUUUCUAUCCCUACCACUAAAACCAACCGGUCAAUACAUCCUACAAUAAUUCCUCUCUUCCCUACUGAUAAUGCCUGGUGUCCGGUGAAAGUUCUCGACCAACUACGGUCAACUCUUCACACUCACCUGCCAGACUCUCCGCUUUUAACAUUACAAGGGCACCCGCUUACCACGGCAAAAUUGAUGUCUCAUGUCACAACUCUGUUAUCUAAGCUCGGACACAACCCGGCUGCAUUCUCCGGGCACUCCUUCCGCAUAGGAGCCGCCUCAGCAGCCUCAAGCACAAACGCACCGGUCCACAUCAUCAAAAGGCUCGGGCGAUGGAAAUCCUCCAUAUAUAACGCAUAUAUUCCGCAACCAGAGAAAGAGCUUCGCCAAGCUUUCAGAAACUUGGUCUUGUAAAAUGCAAUAAAGUGUGUAUUUUCUCGAAUUUAUCUUUUUGCCCUCUUUUAUUUACAGGCCCACUCGUACGUUGGUUUCGGCACACCACAACCAACUUUGCUCACAGUUACUAUCCAUCACGUAUUUAAAUUCCGAGCACAAAUAUAUAUAUAUAUAUAUAUAUAUAUAUAUAUAAUCGCCAACAAAUUCCGCAUAUACAUUUAAUUCUAUAAAAAUGCGUAUUUCAAUAUAAAUUGGCACUUUUGUAACUUGCUACUGAAUGCCUCCUCGGUUGUCAUUCAGACAGCCGGUGAGCUUGCGUUUGUUCAUUUAGCUCUAUGGAGUUAAUGGAUGUGGCAAAUGCACUGGGCUAAAGUGGACCUUUGACCGGUUCAAUUUUACUACAUAUGGCCCCUUAAACAGUAAAUAUACUAUUUAUUAUAGACAAAAACAAUUUUAAUUACUGUCUCAUCAAGCUGCCACUUGCAUUCUAUUCAGGCCCCGACGGUGCUUCCAUUUUGCAUGGUCUAUAAUUGUUACAAUCCACAAGUGUAAAAACCUGAACAUUUAUAUGGUAGCUGUUUAGGUCCAAUAAUACCAUCAUGAGUUCGUUGAUGCCUUCUCAAUAAAACCAGCACAUAGAGUAAGAUAAUGUUUCCACUGCGUAAGGUUCUUCUGCUCUCUCAUUUCACUUAUUUGUAGGAGUGACAUUUUAUGCCAAUAGUUGACAGGUGACCGGAGGGGCCAUAUGAUAACGUUUUAGGAUAAAUAUAUACACUUUCCAGCAGUUUUGUUAGCUCAUUGCACACUUGAUUGGCACCAAUAAUAGAGCCAUGGCUACCUGGGAUUUUGUGCAAAUAAAGGAGUAGGUUGUAAUGAACCGUGCCAUUCAUCAGAGAGAUUUAAGAACUUUUGCAAGGAGGUGUCUUCUUUGGAUGUGUCAGGCAUUUAUGUAGACUUAAUUUAGAAAAGAAUGAAUGGCUGCUGAUUGGGAAGGUCUCUUCCAGGUCUAGGACGUGUAGCAGGAACCUUGGAGGGACACUCAAAGCAUAAUCCAUCCCCGGAGCUUUUCUCCUGUCGUUGCCCUCCAUAUGAUACUGUAGUACACCAGAGGGAAUGGGCUGCUGGGACACUUGUUUAGUAUUACACUUAAGCAGUUUUUAACACUGAAUGGAAGGACUACACUAGGGGACUCCUGACACUAAAACCAGUUAAGUGAGCUGAAACGGAUCCAGUGUCCCCCUAAGAAUGUGCUUCUGCUUUUAUUGCUGUCAUUCAUAUAACCGAUAUUCUAGUGGAACAAUGGUGCAGUGCACUGACCUGUACUAAUUCCCAUGUCUUUAUAUACCUCACACAGUAGACUUGGGCAUUCGUGUUUAGAUGAAUUUCGGCUAUAUGUCGAUUCGUCAAAAAAACAAAUGAACGAAUACAAAUUACAACAAAUGAAACAAACAAAUUGCUUUUUCGAUUUAAAAUUUCAUUUGUGCAAUUUGUUUUAUAUUACUGGCUUUAUAUUUGUUUGUUUUAUAUUACUGGCUCAUGGCUCCCUCCUUGUUGUAUAUAAAAAUAGAAGCACAGCUUCUACUCCACUUCCUAAAUCCUCCAUGACUCCACCAUUGUCCUAUGGGGUCAAUAUGACCUAUUGGUAUUAGGGAGGUUAAAUACUCUUCUGCCGCUACCCACCAUGUUGUGAGUAGAGGCAUAUCUACUAAGCCGUGAGGGGCUGCUCGCUUUUAUAUUAAAACAAAAAAAGGCAAUCGCCAUUGCUGCCCAGUCACUAAACCAAUAAAGGAGAGAUCAUGUCCCCCAUGGUAGGGCACGUAAUAAAACAAUUACUUGGUCGUAGUGUGUGUCUUCCCACCUCCCUCCCCCGUGAAUGUGGGCCUUUAAACUAAACAGGGAACAUCCUGUGCUCCCCUCAAGCCCCACUCAUUUGUGUCAGUUGGGGACCCUAAAUAAUAAGGGAGUAGACCUAUUGUACCACCUCUCUAGCCCCAUCCACUGAUGGCGGGUGGGGGCCUUAAAUAAUAAUGGAUAACUCCAAAACGGGAAAUAAGAACCACACCUACUAACCACACAAGGGUGCAAGGAAUCCAAUCCUCCCAAACCAGUGUAUAUUCAGGAAAAUAUUUAAAAAAAAAUUGUAUUAACCUCUUGUCCCCCACCCAUUGGCUGCAGGUGGGAGCUAAUAAUAAAACACCCCAAGGCCCUUCCCCACCCCCUAAUAAUAGCUGGGGGGCCAGACUGUAAGCUUGUUUGAGCAGGGCACCCAACACACUGGGCAAAAAGACAAGUUGUACACACAGGAACAAAUACUUCUCUGUUCGAUCACCUAUUGUACAAUGCAGUGGGAUUUGUUGGUGCUUUAUAAAUUAUAAUAAACUAAAUACUUGUAAAAAUAUAAAAUGAAUACUUUCCAUUAGAUUUAAAUGUUUUAAUUUUUUUUUUUAGCCCCAAAAAAGGCUAGUGGCGGCAAACUAUUAACAUUUAAAAAAGAUUACAAAACCAUAAUCCACCUUGAAUUGGUGAGGGCUCCGCGCAGACUAAGCUUGCAGGGCAGUACAAAGUCUUAUAAUGCUUUUCCAGUCCAUGUAGUUUGACUCUGUAUAGUGCACUCUGGUUAUCUUUAGGUAAAUUUGGAGAUACGUGUUUAUUAAAUAGCUACCACACAGGGCUGAAGGGGGACACUAGGUUUCCCCCCCUUUUUAGUUUAAUAGCCCCACUCGCAGUAAACUGUUGGGGGGGGCAUGGGGGAUACACUAUACCCCCCAGUUAAUUGUUUUAUGAAUGAAAUUCCUAAAUGAAUGAAAACAAAUAUAAUGUGCAAAAAAGAAUGAACUAACAAUGUUUUUUAAAACCAAAUGUAUUUGGACGAAAUGAAAAUUACAGCGGCACCCAAGUCUUAUAGACAGACAGUGUGUCCAAUGACUUAUGGGAGAUAAUUACAUAACCCUGAAACCAACAUAAUGUUUUGCACAUUGAAGCUAAAGCUGCAAAACAGCCCUUAGCUUAAUAGUUAUAUGGUGCCAGAAUUUACAGCUUGCAAUUCAAGAGUUUGAAGGCAGCAAGGAAAGUGGUUUUGGAACUGGCUAAGGUUAUCUACACUUUUUUGCUUCUUAAUGGGUAACUGCCAUUUCCAUGGAUAUUAUUCCAUUCAAUAAACCAUAAAAAUCACUGAUAACGUUUAUCCUUUUUAUACUGUUUUCAUUUAAAUUUCUGUUAAAGACUUGAUUAACGGUAUCACAAACCAGUUCAGUCAAGGGAUAGUCAGGGCACACGUUGCAAAUGAAGGAGGGAAAUAGAAACUUGUUUAACUUCUCCUUUUCUGCCUGUGCUUUCUCUAUGUUGACUGCAAGGUACAAAGACAAAUCUUAGAACAUACACUGGUCAGCCACAACAUUAAAACCACUUGCCUAGUAUCAUGUAACUCCCCUCAUGCUGCCACAACAGCUCUCAUGUGUCGCGGCAUGAACCCCACAACACUUCUGAACAUGUCUUGUGGGGUCUGGCACCAAGGCAUUGACAGCAGAUCCUUUUAAGUCAUGCAUGGAUCGGAUUUGUUGUUCCAACACAUUCCACAGAUGCUUAAUCUAAUUGAGAUCUGGGAAAUUUGGUUGCCAAGGCAACACCUUGAACUCUGUCAUGUUCCUCAAACCACUUCUGAACAAUUCUAGCAGUGUGACCGGGUGCAUUAUUCUGAUGAAAGACUCCACUACUAUCAGGGAACACCAUUGCCAUGAAGGUAUGUACAUGGUCUCGAACAAUCUCUAGGUAAGUUUGUGUCAGUAACAUCCACGUUAAUCCUAGAAUCCAAGGUUUCCCAGCAGUACAUUGCCCAGAGCAUAUCACUGCCUCCGCUGGUCUUCGUUUUCUCAUAGUACAUCCUGAUGCCAUCUCUUCAUCAGGUAAAUGAGGCACACAAACUCGUCCAUCCACCUGUUUUACAAGAAAACGUAAUUCAUCAGACAAGGCAACCUUAUUCAUUUGCUCCAUAAUCCAGUUCUGACAAUCAUAUCCUCAUUGAAGGAACUUUUGACGGUGGACAAGGGUCGUCAUGCUAUGUAACAGACUGAAAUACACUGUGUGUUCUGACACCUUUCUAUCAUGGCCAGCAUUAUGUUGUUUUCAGCAGUUUGAACUACAGUAGCUCUUCUGUUUGAUCGGACUAGUUUUUGCUCCUCACAUGCAUCAAUGAGUCUUGGGUGCCCAUGACCCUGACACCAGUUCACAGGUUGUCCUUCCUUGCACCACUUUUGGUCAUUACUAGCACUGCUUAUCAGGAACACCAUAUAACACUUGUCAUUGUGGAUAUCCCAUUCCUCUAGCCAUCACUAUUUGGCACUUGUCUGAUCACUCAGAUCUUUUCACUUGCCCAUUUUUCCUGAUUUCAUUGCAUGAAAUUCAAGAAUUGAAGGUUCACUUGCUGCCUACUAUAUCCCACCCCUUGACAGGUGUCAUUGUAAUGAUCUAAACCAUGGAAAAAACAGUGAACAAUUAUUCACUUUACCUGUCAGUUGUUUUAAUGUUGCGUCUGAUCGGUGUAGAUUGACAGGGAGCUAAGAUGGAGAUGGUCAAUUACAUAAUAUAUUUGCAUUUUUCUUCUGCAAACCCCACAAAUACUUUUCAAAUGUAUGAAAUAGGUUUUCUGAUGUCAUGGGAGAACUCCUUUAACCCCUUAAGGACCAAACUUCUGGAAUAAAAGGGAAUCAUGACAUGUCACACAUGUCAUGUGUCCUUAAGGGGUUAAUUGGAUGUGUGAAAUCGCCACUGCAACUUUAUAAUCUAGAUCAGGGGUUCCCAAUUAAUAUUUCCCGUGAAACCCUUUGACAGAGUGUAUCAACAUCGUGGUGCAGACCUUGAGACACACAUACACUGACACAGAUACACACACCUUGACACAGUGUGUAUGUAUCUGUGUGUAACUAUGUUUCAAAAUGUGUAUCUGUGUGUGUGUGUGUGUGUGUGUGUGUGUGUAUAUAUGUAUCUGACACACACAGAUGCACACUAACACACACAUCUUGAUUCACAAAUACAGACACACAGUGACAUGUAUACACACAUAUAUAUAUACACACACACACACUUAGAUACACAGUGACCCAUACACAAAUAUAGAAACACAUACUCUUUGACAGACACACAUACACUCACUGACAAACACGCAUACUCUUUUACAGACACACAUACAAACACAUAUAUACACUCCCACUAACAAGAACAGAUCCAUUCUCACUGACAAACACACAUACACUCCCACACACUCAACAACAAGCACCUAUUCACACUCACUGACAAACACAAUUUUUUUUUACUUUUACUCCACACAGCCCCCCUACCUUUAGGAGUGCUGGCAUGGAGUCCUUGGGUUCCAGUGGGGCUGCUGAGCGGCUGGCGUGCGGGCGGCGAGGGAGCAGUGAUCUCCCUGCUCGGCUCCCUCGCCGAGAUCACUGCUCCCUUGCCGCCCGCGGCCAUUUUUUUUACUUUUGGCGGAACUCCAAUUGGUGCUGGGGUUCCACGGUGCACUAAUUGGGAAAUGCUGAUCUAGAUAUCUGUUGCACAAGAUAAAUGACGGUAACUGGUUCUCUGCGUGGUUGAAGAUACAGCAAUAAUAUAGAACAUCAUUGUUUUUUAGAGACUGGGGGCACUUUGUAGGGCUGAAGAGUGGGGAUCAGCUAUUGAAUGGAAAUAACCAAUGUUUUGAUUGUUCAGCUAUGUUAAGAUAGGUCUUGUGACUUUGGAACUUGUAUAUUUUUUUCUUUUUUAUUCCAUUAAGAUUCGGAAGGAAGAAAGUCCUGUUUGCUACCAUGGCUGUACAGACUGGCUUCAGCAUUGUGCAAGUCUUUUCCAUAAACUGGGAAAUGUUCACGGUUUUAUUCCUCAUUGUUGGUAUGGGACAGAUCUCCAAUUACGUGGCUGCUUUCAUACUUGGUAAGAUCUUUAAAAAAAAGUCCUUUUUUUUUUGUUGUGUGUUUUUUAUUUAUUUAUUUUUUUUAUUUUUUUUUAGCAUUUGCUGUUUCUAGUUUAAGAGACGAUGAUAAGAUUGUAUUUAUUACUUUAAUGGACCUUUUGUAUUGUAUUAAAAGGCUAUAUUUGCCAACAGAUAAAUAAUUUUCACACAAGGUGAUCAUUACCUGGGGACAGCUGAUGGAGGUGCAGUUUGUUACAACAUUUGCGUUCAAAGCUCAUCACCCUCUCUCUGAAGCAGGAAGUUCAGCAGGACUGUCAUAAAUUCUGUAUAUUGUGAAAUCUUUGAGGUCUCACAGCCAAGAUGAGCUUGUGUUCCAUUUGAAUCAGGCUCUUAAGGCUGCUUUAGAACAUACGUCGAUGAGUGCCCCUUAUCACAGGACUUAUUUGGGACAUUAAAGGAAUGCUUCCACCUCCAAAACAACCAAAGUUAUUUUAAAGGUACACUAUAGAUACCAGAACCACUACAGCUUAAUACAGGGCUCGACAAAUCCCAGGCACCAUGGCGACUAGGAUUUUAGACCUGGCGCCUGAGAUUUGUUGGCCCAUUCAGCCCCUGAGGUAGGCCAGUAGUUGUCUGAGUGAAGGUGGCCGGCCAACUAAAGAGCAUGGGCAUGCGGUUGGUUGGCUGGCCGCCCGGCUAAGAGAAGCGCAUUUGCAGCCAUUCUGCCGGCCGGCUGUGCGCACAGUCGGGAGGCUCCUGGAAGAUUGAGGCAUAAGGGCAAACGUCCGAGGGAGCUAUAACAUCCCUCCCUACUCUUUCGCGUCCUCCAGUGAUGGAGGGAGCUGGAAUAUGAUGUCAUUCCGACCCCGGCAUCACUAAACAGUGCUCUAUGGAGCAGGGCAGGGAGAUGACUGAAUUCCCACUGGACCCCAGGGAAAGCAGAACCACUCCAGCUUCAGGUAGGGAUGCUGAGUGGUCACCUUAAUGUGUGUUAUUGCAGUGACAGUGAAUGUGAGUGAGUGUGUGUCAGUAAGUGUGUCGGUUAGUAAACGUGUGUUUAGAUGACCGGUCCCCCUCCAAUCACAUGGGUAAAGGGUUUUUACUCCCUCACCUUUUUCCCCCCAUGCUGUGCUGGUCUCGCCCCAGCUGUCCUUGCCUCCAUGACUGUGAUCAUCAAUCUUGAUGAAAAGCAUUAGGAGGCUAUUGCGCAUGUGUGGCAAAAUGCCAUGCUGCGCCAAUCGGCAUCUCCUCAUAUAGAUGAAUUGAUUUAAUGCAUCUUUAUGGGAAACAUCCAUUGCCUCCAUGCAGAGCGUGAAGACGCUAAACGUAGGUGCUGCGUACUAUGCAGCACUGACCCAGUGUGCACUCUAGCGGUCAUCUGAGUGACUUUCACUAGAAGUGUUACUAGGCUACAAUGUAAAUACCGCCUUUUUCUCUGAAAAGGCAGGGUUUGCAUUGAAAAGUGUGGAGGGACCGGUUAUAGACACGAUAACAACUACAUUGAGCUGUAGUGGUUCUGGUGACUAUAGUGUCCCUUGAAGAAUUUUAUUUUUCCUAACUUUUUUUUUUUUUGCUGACUCCUAGAUUCGAAUUUGUCAAGCCCUGGCUUAAAGGGACACUAUAGUCACCUGAACAACUACAGCUUAAUGUAGUUGUUCAGGUGAGAUCUAUAGCUCCAUGCAGGCAAUCUAAUGUAAACACUGUAUUUUCAGAGAAAAUACAGUGUUUACAUUGAUAGGAAUACCUCCAGUAGCCGUCACUCAGGGCUGCCUGGAGUGUCCCUUUAAUAUAAUGGCUCUGUCUGGGGCAAAGUGCCAAUCCCUGCAGGCUGAGCAGUGUGAUUGCUGUCUUUACUGAGAAAAUACAGUAUUUACACUGCUACUUAAGACGGCCACUAGAGGCACUUCCUGGGUUCGGUCCUGCCAAUAUUGCAGAACCAACUUUCUGUAACUCAAGUUUCUGCAAGGAGAUGCUGGAGUCGAUGCAUCUCUACUAGGAGAGGAGAUAGGUAGACAUUGAAUUGGCUGAAAACAUCAGGAUUGAUGAUUUCUGGGAGUCUGGGCAGCAGCACGGAGAAAAGUUUGCUAGGGGAUAUAAGGUAACUACAACUGUGUUUUGUUUUGGUUUUUGUUUGGAUAGUUUGUUUGCAGAUAGUUGGGCUGAUAUUUAAAAUAGCUGGUAAUAGAUUGAAAUUGUCAUCUAAAGUUCUCAUCCUUUCACUGAGUCCAGUGAGUGAAAUAGUACGACGUCCAUUCCAGUGAGAGAAAUAAACGUAUAGCAGCCAUAUACCAUUUUAUGAUCCUGGCCGUGAGCUGCUGACUGCGCAUGUUCCCAGUUGAACUUUGUGUCCAAUGAUAAAAACAACACUUUGGAAUGUCUAAUUGUUGCUGUCAUAAGCCACAUAGAAAGGAAAGUGUAACGGAGCUCCCUGUACUCCGACCGAGUACCCUCCGUUGAUGGAUGCUCCUAGCGCUUCCUGAGGACUCCAAACACUGCAGCAGACACCACAACCACCGCAGACUCCACAACCGCCGUAGCUUAACUGGAGUCUCGCCGUCUUCCUUCCACCCUGGAUCAGCUUCUGUCCUCCAGGACCGUGUGGGGAAGACCUCUCCUCCAGGAGAGCGUAACAGGAACAGCUCUUAAAAGAGCUAAGUGAUUAAAAGCUCAGGGGAGUAUGCAGAGCAUAGCAAUCCCCAGUGUGAUAUAGCAGUUCCCUCCAAUAAUGAGACAAGGCUACGUAUUGAGGGUCAAGAAGAUCUGUUUACUUGGCACCAAAGGGCCUUCUUUUAUGCAGGUUUCCCUGAGAUAGGACCACCCACAGGGUUUUACACAACAACCAAUGAUAAACGUACAUUACAGAAACACUCCCAGCAAUUACACACAAAAAUCCUCCCCUCUGCCUGUGAUCUAAUUAUGGUACACAAUGGGUUAACAUAAUUAAACACAGGCAGUAAAAAUACAGUUUUUACCCAUACCCUGUAACUUUAAAACCAUACAUCCAAUCUUCAUACAAAUUACAUAUUUAGAAUCAAUCCAUUCAGGGGAGCAACAUAUUAAAAAAUGGCACAAAUGAGACAAGGGGUUCAAAAGUUAGCAAAAGUAUCUUUUGGGGCCUGGCUGGCAGCAUGGUUAUCUGGCCCAAACCGGUUUUACAGAGCCCUCUAUCCAGGAGACAAUGGGGAAAAUAAUCCACUUAUAUCCAGGGAUAGAGGCAGACUGCAUUAACCACAUUUUAGCAAAAGACACAAAUACCUAACUCCUAUCAUACUGAACAGAACCCCCACAUUCAACCUAUCCCCAGAUGGCUUGGAUCUGAGCGCUCAAUAUAUCCAAGCAGCGCUCAGAUCCCACAAAUACAGUCAAAUCGCCAUACCCACUAGUUCCAUAGUCAUGGGGCAGAAGGAUGGCAAUUAGGCUUCUCCAUAACACAGGGAAGCAGGGCAAUUUGUCAAAUAAAAUAAGUUACAAAUGGCAGUCUGUAACAGAAAGGUACUCACUGCACCAUAAACUAUGCAGUAAUGCAAAGUGGUUAUGCUGCCUAGAGCAACAGAAAUCAAUGCUUGCAAAAUGUAUUUUGUCUUCCAUUAACCUGUUAACGCCAUUAGGACGCUCUAUGCCAUCCCCAUUAUAAUGGGCUUUAAAGAACGCCCUAACGGAUUUGAGCCCCAGCGCCCUGCAAGCACUCGCCUCCACUGCGAUCCACUUCUGGGGGACUGCCUCACAGCCCCGGCAGUCCCCCCUCGGCCAUUUAGACACCCGAGGGCCAUGUGAUCGCUUGUGUAGCUUAAUAAAACCGUAGCAGGAAUUAAUAAAACGUAACUUUUUUAUUGUCUCAAUCAAUAUAAAAUAAACCAAGUAUAAUAAGGAAAACGAAUAAAAUCGAGAAUCGAAUGUUCAGUCCUUCCUGUAAAUGCGGUGCUGAGUAAUAUAGCAUUAUUAGGCCCUAACACCAAAACCGCUGGUUACACAACAUUUGAACAUCUUCAAGAGAAAUCUAGUGUCACAACUGGAAAUAAAUUGACUACAGAAGAAAUUAACCAUACACCAUGAGAAGGAAGAAAUUCCCAUACCCACAUUCUUACCUGCAGAGAAUUGUUAACCUAAAUCCAUACCCCAAGAUGGCAUAACAUAUAUGAGGGAAAUGACCCUAGAAAAACUAGUCCUUAACCUACGGACAAGACUACCAAAGAUCACUGGAGAGCAACCACCAGGCCGCAUGCUAGCUGCAGUUAAUGAAGCAUUGUCCACAAUCCCAUCCUGCACCAUCACAGAAACGAACAGGCUCAUAUAUGCCACAGCAUUAGUAACUUGACUACAAGAUCAAUGAACAUCAAAUGUGGCAUAUACCAAGGUGAUGCGCUGUUCUGCAUAGGCCUCAACCCCCUUAGCCAGAUCAUCAAGAAGUGUGGAUACGGCUACAAGUUCAAGAGUGGAGCUACCAUCAGCCACCUACUCUACAUGGAUGACAUCAAGCUGUAUGCCAAGAAUGAGCGGGGCAUUGACUCACUGAUCCACCUAACUAGGAUAUACAGCAAGGACAUCAGAAUGUCAUUCGAACUAGAGAAGUGCGGGUGGAUGAUAGCAAAAAGAGGGAAAAUGAUCAGGACAGAAGGAGUUGAAGUUCCAGAAGGCCAAAUAGAAGAUGUAGAGAACAGCUACAAGUACCUGGGGGUACCACAAACACAUGGCAACCAUGAGGAAGAGGCAAGUAGAUGGCAAAAAGUACCUUCAGAGAGUCAGACAGGUCCUGAAGUCCCAGCUCAAUGGCAAGAACAAGAUCCAAGCCAUCAACACAUAUGCCCUACCGGCUAUCACGUACCCAGCUGGAAUAAUAACCUGGCCAAGAGAAGAACUGGCCACCAUGGAUGUCAAGACCAGGAAACUACUCCCUAUGAAUGGAGGAUUUCACCCGAAAUCCAGCACCCAAUGACUGUAUACCUGCCGGAAGAAAGGAGGUUGGGGCCUGCUGAGUGUCAAGGCCACAGUCCUGGAUGAAACACAGAGCAUCCACAAGUACAUCAUGAAGAUGGCUCCCAAAGAUGAACUACUAAGGGAAUGCCUGAAACUUCCACAGAUCAAGGAUGCAGGAAAAGAGGAGGUUCCUUGGCAAGACAAACCUCUCCAUGUGGUGUACCACCAGCAGAUCGUGGAUGUGGCUCACAUGAUAAAAUCCUACCAGUGGUUGGAAAAGGCAGGACUGAAAGAUUGCACUGAGGCACUAAUCCGAGCAGCACAGGAGCAGGCACUCAGCACCAGAUCAAUAAAAGCUGGAGUCUACCACAGAGACAGUCCAUCACCUAGUAGCUGGAUGCAAGAUGUUAGCAGGAACAGCAUACAUGGAGACACACAACCAAGUUGCUGGGAUUGUGUACCGAAACAUCUGCACAGAAUAUGGAUUGGACCUGCCUAAGUCCAGAUGGGAGAUACCACAAAGGGUAGUUGAGAAUGACAGGGCUAAGAUCCUGUGGGACUUCAAGAUCCAGACAAGCAAGUGCUGGCCAACCAACCAGACAUCGUGGUGAUAGACAAGGAAUGAAAGACUGCAGCCGUGGUGGAUGUGGCAAUACUCGGUGACUAUAACAUCAGGAAAAAGGAACAUGAGAAGUUGGACAAAUACCAAGGACUGAAAGAAGAACUAGAACGUAUGUGAAAAGUGAAGGCAGUAGUAGUCCUAGUUGUGAUAGGAGCACUUGGGGCUGUGACUCCCAAGUUGGGGGAGUGGCUACAGCAGAUUCCAGGUGAGACAUCUGAGAUUGCUGUCCAGAAGAGUGCAGUUCAAGGAACAACUAAGAUACUGCGCAGAACAUUUAAACUCCCAGGCCUCUGGUAGAGGACCCAAGAAUGAGGAAUAAACAUACCACCCAGGAUGGGUGAGAAAAUAAAUGUGUGUGUGUGUGUGUGUGUGUGUGUGUGUGAGAGAGAGAGAAUUAGAUACAUAUACACGUAGGAUUUAAAUACAUGUAUGUUUAAAUUAUAUGCGUAUAUUUAUGUAAUCUUUUUACAUAAUUAAGUCAUUUUAUUAAGUAUAAUUUGAGGGACCAGCCUGACAACCCAGGCAGCAAGUCCAGAGAUUUAAUUUGCAAGUCCUAUGUUUAACCCUGUAACUUUUCAAAACACCAUAAAACCUGGACAUGGUGGGUAGUAUUGUACUUGGGAGACUUCACUGAACACAAAUACAAGUGUUUCGAAACAGUAAAACUUUUCACGACAAUAUCACCAGUAAAAGUGCAGGUUUUGUGUGUAAAAAUAAAAAUACAAAAAACAAAUGUGAAUGCUAACUUUGGCUAGCGUAUGUAACUAAGUGACAAAACUUGUACAAUUGGCUCCGUCCUUAAGGGGUUAAAAACAUAAAAUGUAAUCUGCCAUAGUGUAUUCCUAUUAAAUUCUGUACUAAAUCCUAGUACAGGAUUUAAUUACUUACUGGGCUCAAUUACCAAAUAUAAGGUCUUAUCGAUCCCUGGUGAGAUGGCUUUUCAUCAUAUUUAGUUAUAACCUGGUCUCUUUAACCUAACUUUUUGGCCACCUGGUGUACUGUUCCUCAUUUGUAUCUGGACAAUGUUUAGCUGGGAGUCCCGACCCUCCAAAGGAUCACUGCAUAGAAGAUCACCUCCUGUAUUGAUAGACAUUAGAACACACUAUAAAUAUGUCACUAUUCAGGCAUUCUGUUCUACUGUGUAAUAUUUAUUAAAAGCCUAGUUUAAAAUUGCGAACAUACUCCAUGUGCUUCUGAAUUGAAAAAUAAAGUAUUUUUGUUAAUGUUUGGUGAUUUUUAUUUCACCUUUUUUUUUUUUUUUUUUUUAAAUGUAAUGCUUUUUCCAAUCCAGAUUACAAUGUUCUGUAAUCACCAUAGUGAACCUUUCUCUGUAACUGAUAUGGAGGCUAAAAGUAAACAUUAUUUCUGUGCACUGUGUAGUACUGCACUGUCAAAAGCCGGCCUGUUGAUUUGUCUCUUGUACAGUGGUUACAGAAAUCUUAGCCUUUAUUAUUGACGUAGAGCUGCUUUGCAUUUGUACAUAGGAGUUGUUGCUACUGUCACUCAGGAUUAGAUUUUUGCCUUCUAAAUUAUUACAAAUAAUGCAAGAAAAGGCUACUUGGGAUUCAUUGGAAGCAACAUUUGCAUUGUAUUAUAUUUUGCCAAUAAAUCAUUUUUUUUAUUUUAUUUUUUUCACAAGAAGCAAUGUUUAAAUAUGGUUAACUGUUUGUGGGAUAGGGGUCCCAAAGCCCAUCGUUGAAACUGUAAAAAUAUGAUUACUAAUGGAAAAUUUAUGAACUUAGAAAAAGAUGUUACUUAAAUGAAUAUGAGAAUUUACGAUUAUGGAUCACAUCUUACCCCUUUUUUAAACUCCAUGCAGCCACUUCUUGUAGUUAAGUCAUCACGGUUGAUGACAUGUGACCCAAUCAGAUACUUUACAUAGAAAAGCAUUGAGGACCUUCUGCCAAUCCCAUGCGUCUCUAUGAGAAGCUUUUAAAUGCUGGACUUCUUGUAAACAAACAUUGGAAACACACAGAGUAAGGCACUGAUGUACUAUUUAUGCUGAUUCCAGAUGUCAACUGUAUUAAAUCUAUUUCAGCUGCCAGUUUCAAAUGUAAUCCAUGUAUACUCUUAUUUAAAAAAAAAAUUCCACAUAGCUCUGACACAUUUUUACUCAAAGGGACACUAUAAUCACCAGAACAACUACAGCUUAUUGUACUUGUCCUCGUGAGUAUAGUCAGUCCCUGCAGGCUUUUUGCACUAAACACUGUUUUGUUUUUUUGUUUUUUAUAAUGUUUACAUUAUAGCCUAAGGACUCCUCAGAUGGCUACUAGAGGUGCUUCCUGGGACAGUGCUGCAUAGUGUGCAGCACUGACGUUAAGUGUCUACACGUUGUGCAUGGAGAAGCCGAACGUUUCUCAUAGAGAUGCAUUCAAUUAAUGCAUCUCUAUGAGGAGAUGCUAGUUGGCCAGGGCGGCGUUUGCUGAGAUCAUCUGAAUUGACUAUCUCAGCCAAUCCAAUGCUUUCCUAUGGAAAAGCAUUGUGAUUGGCGGAGAUCAUAAAUUCACAUAAUGUCAGCCAAGGAGGCGGAUUGGGGGGUGAGACCGCACUGUGGACCCGCCUAGUGCUGGAAAUAAGGUAAGCUUUUACUAGCUUUAAAGUAGGAAAGGAGAGACCGGAGUGUGUGGGGCUAAAUAGUUUAACACCGUAGGGUCAGAUAUACACAUUUUUCUUCCUUUAAGCAGAUGCAACUAAUCAAUUCAAUUAAAUUCUGGAGAAACUAUGAAGAUUGUUUUAUCAAGUACAAAAUGAUUUCUACAUAUUUGCACAUAGAUGCAAAAAAAUCAUAUCUAAAUAUAUCUCUCUAAAAUUAAUUUGCCGUUUACAUCUUGGUGACGUUAAAAUUAGAUUGUACUAUUUCUUUCAUAUAAGUCCCUUUAAAAUUGCCUGUCCCAUAGAUAAAAAGCAGUACAAUAUGAGGAUUUUCCCAGACAUCGAUUUCACAUGCAGUUCUGCUUUUUUUAUAAACCAUGUGAUGUCUAAUUUAGUGAUCAAACAUGGUUCAUAGUCCAAUACUUGGUAAUGAGUCAUUCCAGAAAUGCAGAAUUUACCUAUUCUUAAAUGGACACACCAAGAGCCUGCUAUAACAAACUGAUAUUGGUGCCCUGAAACAGAUUAGCCAUUCAGCUCACCCUUCCUGCUGGCAGGUGCAGAAAUAUACCACUGAAAAUGGGAAGACUAGAGCUGAAUGACAGUGUUUGAUUGGAGAAGGACUCCUGCUCUGAGGCAGCAGCUGCAAAUCUUGCUGAAUUGCAACAAUUGCAAGAACCUAAAGUGAAUAUUUUCAUACAUAUAAAUUAUCUAUCCUGUGGAAAAGUUAGAGCUCAUUUAAAAAAAAAUAAAAAAAAAAUUGCCAUGUCCACUUUUUUGGUGAAUGAUAGAGGCCACCAAUAUCAGUCUUUAAACUACACUUGCUCCUGGUCACACAUUUGAAUUGUUUUAAAAAAAAAAAAAAAAAUAUAUAUAUAUAUAUAUAUAUAUAUAUAUAUAAGUAAAGUAACUAAUUUUGGCAAAAACAAUAGUUUGUCUUGUUUUAGUUUACACAUUUGUUGCUUCAUUGUUUGUGUUUUUUGGGGGUCGUUUUGUAUUUUUUAUUUUUUUUUUAAAUGUAUUGUGCCCUCAAAACAAUUGACACAUUGUGAGAGUAAAACCAAUUAUGAACUGUGUAUAUGUACACCAAGACUAAAAGAGCGUGUGAGAGUUUAUGCUUUCUAAAUAAUAUAAAAAUGAAAAAAUUUAAGUGGUUCAAUCCACAAAUUACGAGUCAUGUCUUUCCAAGAGGACAUAAGAGGCCAAUGUGCAUAUAAAACCUAUUUUAGGGAUUAUAGGCACAAUGGCCAUCCUUGCCGAUUUUUAAGCCCAUUUAUAAAACGCGGCGUUACUGCAGUAGGCUGCUGCACCAGUGUCCGAACACUCAGGGUAAAGCUUGGCUAGAGAUAAUUCUAUAUCCCUGGGAAUCUGUCGGUUGGAGAGGCAGAACUAGUCUUCUUCAUAGUUGGCCACACGCUUCAGAUAUGGUUUUAGUUGUUUAACACACUUUUGUAUUUAAAACCAUGCAGAUUAUCAUUUGUUAAAGCUGAGCUAUGGACUUCUAUGUAGCUCCCUGUCUGUAUGAAACAUUUAUUUAUAUUUUUUUGAACGCUUUGCUUUUCAUGAAACACAAGGAAAUUUGUAACUAGGUAACAUUUUACAAUUGGCAGAGGUUAAUCAAGGUCCAUAUUUCAUUUGCAGAUCAGAUUUACCCACAAGCCUCAGUUAACUCAGUCCCACAGAAGGCCAACCAUCAUAGACCGAGGAAAACCUGUUAGUCUUGCCCAGAUAUUGAGAUCUGGAACUAGGCAAAAAUAUUAAGAUGAUAAAUCAAUCUAAAAUAAAGGCAAAAGGAAAGGGGGAAAAAAAACAAUAUACAGCGGAUUGCUUUAACCCCUUCAUGUUGCUAGGACAUUUCAUGUCAUCCUCCACAGAGUGGGCUUUAACACAUAAUAGCAUUGAAUGUCCUUUAGUUUUUGUAUAGGCAGGGUUAAAUCCCUGCUCACACCAGAGACACCCAGGUACCAAUCGAUACCUGGAAUUCCACUCUUAGCUGGGGCCAUGUUUAGUGAGAGAUGAGCUGUAUGCAGUUCUCAAAGUGAGCAUUGCAUAUAGCCCUUUAAAUAACCAUUGUUGAGUUAUCCCAUUCAGUCAUGGUGAUUCUCUGCUUGCCCACAUUUUGAGGUAGACGCCCAGGGUCUGAGAUGACCUUGAGAGGUUCUCCCUGCAAACUUGAUAUGCACUUUGCUUUGCGUGCUGCCCAGCAUGGAUCACUGUGUUCUGCAAGAACGGCAUUGAUGAGCUGCAGUGUGAGAGAAAGAUCUCCCUCUCAUGCUGCAAUCAUACAGUAGAGGACGCUCGGGAAGCAUGAAGCUAUUUUGAGUUCUUUUUCUUAAGUUCUGUUUGAUGAGUAAAAAUGUAUUGUAAGCCAAACCUUGAAAUAUGUGCUUUCCAUUGUAUCCCCUCCUUUUUUUUUUUUUAAAUGUGUUAGGUAUACAUACAGGAUAUUAAAAGAAGGCCAUUUAUAUUCUUUAUAAAACUAUAUAGCCUCUGAGUGCAAUUGAAGAGAAACACCUAAAUUAUGGUGGCCUAAAUUCUAGGUUUUGUUGUGGUUCAGAAGUUUGACAAUUGCUUCUGUCCUUAAAGGGUUAAGCAUUGAAACAUGCUCUGUAAUUUAUUUCAAUAAAUGAACGCUCUGAAUCAAUGCUUUCCUCUGGGGAAGGCCUAAGGUGUGCACAUGGUGCAUGCCCAUUGGGUGCCCUCAGAUUGCCGAUGUCGGUGGAGCACUCUGGUACAUUGGAGCUUGAAUCAGGUAAGUGUUUAAAGUUUUUUUUGUUUUUAACCCUUUAAUUGGCAGGGAGGGGGGAUCAUUUUAGUGCAUAGGAUCACUAUAUCUUUAGGAAUACACUUAUACACUCUUCAUUUAACUCCUAAAUGGCAGAGAAUUGAGCAGUGAGACUUCAGAGGCAUGAUCUAUACACUCAAACUGCUUCUAAGCUAAAGUUGUUUUGGUGAAUAUGGUGUCCCUUUAAUUUUUAAAUGCCAAUGUUCUUUAUUUUGUUUUUUAUUUUUCUUUAUGAAGGGGCUGAAAUCCUUGGCAAGUCGGUUCGGAUUAUAUUCUCUACACUUGGUGUCUGCAUAUUCUAUGCUAUCGGCUACAUGCUGCUGCCUCUAAUUGCUUUCUUCAUCAGAGACUGGCGGAUGUUACUGUUGGCCCUAACAAUCCCAGGGCUGUUCUGCAUUCCUUUGUGGUGGUGAGUUUCAUGGUACAUCCGGUUUAAAUACUAACUGGCCACAUCUCCGUGGAACCUCUGUAUUGUCUUACCUGCCAAAUCAUGGGGGCAUGUGGGGGAAUCUACCACCAGCAGGGUGAAAUCAAUUUGUGGUACAUUGAAAUCCAGUCGAUUUAGAUGCCACAUAUAUAUAUUUUUGAAGCUAACUUUCCUGUUUACUGUUUAAUCCAAAACUAAAACGUACCGUAACUGCAUAUCACGUGAGAGAGAGUGUUUGUCUGUCUCUCUGUCAAGGUCAGGUCACCAGAUGACUGAGGAAGCUUAUUUUUAAGCGAAACGUGUUUUUGCAACAGGACCGGCACUUAUUGGACUAUUCCCAACAUUUGUUUUUAAAUUGGUUUAUUUGUUUUCAUACAUAUAUUUUUAUUAAUAAAUCACUGUUGGAUUAAUCUCGUGUCCAGUCCUGCCCUUGUGACUUCUGCACUUCAAUAGGGGAAGUGUCACCCCAUAACUUGACACCUUGCUUUUCCACCUCAGAGCCAGGCUUAUCAGGCUCUGAACAAGGUGAGCUUAACAUCCUUAUAUAUUAGGGAACGACCGAUUAUCGGUCUGGCCGAUAUUCUGUAUUUUCAGCUAACUGCCAAUAAUGCAGACCAUGGCGGUCCUGGGGGAUCCAGCAAGCUCUCGCUAGUUAGGGGAGCUGCCAGGAAGGUAAGUAAGCGCUUGCUGGGCCCCCCAGGGAAUGCCAUAUCCCCCCCCCUCCCUGGCCAGGUAAGAAGCCGGGAGGGGGGACUAAAAGCUCCUGCCUCACCCAUGGAUAUAAGUUAAAAAAAUUAAAAUGCCCCCUCCCCUCGUUUUAAACACUUAACAUACCUACACACACACACACACUACAUUCAUUAUAUAUACACACUAUGCAAACACACUGCAUUCAUAUAAAAUAAACUAUUUUUACACAAAUCUACUGUUAACAGGACAUGUUUAUUUUUUAUUUAUUUCAAAUCUAUUUUAUUUUUUUUAUUACGAUAAAUGCACAACAUUAUACAUACCAGUCAGAAUUUUUUUAUGUUUUCAAGAAUAUAUGUGUGUGUAGUGGAUGCAGUGAGAGUAUUUGAUUAGUGAAUGCAGUGUGUGUGUGUGUGUGUGUGUGUGUUUUUGUAGUGGAUGCAGAGUGUGUGUUUGUGUAGUGUGUGUGUGUGUGUAUAGCGAAUGCAGUGUGUUUUGUGUAGUGUGCUUAUAGUGAAUGCAGUGUGUACUGUGUGUGUAUAGCGAAUGUGGUGUGUGUGUGUGUGUGUGUAGCGAAGGCAGUGUGUUUUAUGUAGUGUGUGUGUAUAGAAGGCAGUGUGUUUGUGUAGUGUGUGUAAUGUGUAUGUAGUGAAUGCAGUUUGUGUAGUGUGUGUGUGUGUAUAGUGAGUGCUUGUGUAGGUAUAUUAAGUGUGUAAAAUGGGGGGGAAAGGGAGGGAUUUGUAUUUUUAACGUUAAAAAAAUAAAAUAAUAUGUAUUUAUUUUUUAAAUAGUUUUAGUUCCCACUCCCUGCUUCUUACCUGGCCAAGGACAGGGGGAUAUGGCAAGCCCUGGGGGGCCCAGUGCACUCAUACUUCCCUUCCCAGCAGCUCCCCUGUCUAACUCUUGUGGCAAGUGUGCCGCGGUAACCCGUGGCUCUGACUGCCGCAGAUUUAGACCGGGAAGUUGCUGGGAAGGUAAUUAAGUGUGCUGGGCCCUCCAGGACCUUGAUGGGGGCCCUGGCCUGUAUUAUCGGCAAUAUCAAUAUCUUUAUUGGCCGAUACUGAUAUUGCUGAAAAUACAGAAUAUCAGCCGAUAAUCUGUAUACCAUCUGCACCAUAUUCUCUGUGUUUUUAUUUCAUAUAUUUCGUCUGACGCCACUUUUACUCCUACAUACAUUGAGGGGUGAGUAUGAUCAUUUAUGCGUGGUUCACUUUCCACCUAGCACUCCACUCUAAUAUAGAUAUAGGAUCUAUAUACUUCUUAUUUACAGGAUAUGUAACACAGUAUCGCGGUAUUGCUAAGUAUGUUUUGUGCUCUAGUAUAGAAUAUGCUCGGUGUGUCAAAUGUAGAGAGGAUAGGUAAAGAUACGUAUGCAUUUUUACAUUAUUUGCCUUGGUAAUAAUUUACAUCCAAACCAGUAAUGUACUUAAAAUUAUUCUCAUGGUUGCAGACUUGCUGUCUAAUAAUAAUUUAUUGCAUACUGUAAAGAGAACGUAAAUUAUUUUUCUACAAGUUUCAAAGCAGUGACUCUUACAUGCAGCUUUACAUAGGACACUGGGAAAGGAUAUGUAGCUCUUAAACCUAAUAUUCAUAUGGACGGAGGCUGAGAAUACACCAUGAUUUGAUUGAGCUCGAUAUGGUGCGCCCAGCAUUUACAAAAUAUGGCCUCCUUGCACUUUCUGUUGUAUCAUUUUCUUCUAUUUGCAGAGGAUGGCUCUCUUAUAAAACAAAUCCAAUAGGCAGCAGUCAUGAGAGGGAACACAUUAAUGUAGAUGCCAGAGGAGAAUGAUCAAUCUGGUGGACCUCUCAAAUUUCCAUUCUAAAUAGAGAUGUAACCAUAUCUCAGUGUGCAAUUCAUUGAUCUUUAGUUAUGAAGAAAUAAUUGCAAACUUUCACUACUGAUGACAUGAUACAAAAAUGUUAGUAGAAACAGCCCACUGGCGAUCGGAUAAGAAAUAUCUCUAUAUAAAUGAGAAGAGGUCAGCAACUGAGACUUGAAGGAAGAUUAUACCCUCGUAGAGGGAAGAGCUAUUCCUUAAGCAAGAUCAGUCUAAAGUGGACAGGUGAUAAUCAAACUUAGACCUUGGCAGAUAUAUAGAAUAUGCCUGCCAAUCUCUUCCAUGAUAUGCAGAAGAUAGUUGGUCAUAUGUCACAUUAGUUAAUGCAUCAAUUCUGCCUUGUGUUGAUGGUUUAGUUCACUGAUUCGUUGAGUAAUAACGAAAUAAAUAUUUUCUUGCAAAUAUUUGGCAAUCAAUAAAUAAACUUGGCCUUUAAUUGUGAUAUAAAAAUGAGCUUAUAGGGUCAUAACAAAGUUACAGAUAAAUGCUAUAUGACAGACUUGAGUUGCGAGAGAGUCAAAAUUUGGAAUUUGCAGAUAGUGCGUACGUGUAUGUUGAGGUGUCCGGGCAGCUUAGCAUUGUCGGUGACUGAUUCUACUACAAAUGACUGCUUUUAUGUGUCGGCCAUCUUUCCUGUCACAGCCGUUUUGAUUUACAAACACGAGCACAUCUCUAAUAUCUUCAGCACUAACAUGUUAGCGUUGUUGAGUAAAGUAAAUCCCAUAACCAGUCCAAGUCUGUGUAUAAAUUAGACAGUAUCCAUUGUUGAAGCUGUAUAAAAGUUUGUUUUUUUACAUAUUCCUGAAUGACCAUAAAAGGCUCUUCUAACCAAAGCAAUCAAUGGUUUAUUCAUGUCUAAAUCCAAAAGUUACUACCUCUAAUUAUUCUUGACCUUUGUAAUACUCCUCACAUUCUGGUCUUUCUUCUCUCUCUGCCUUUCCUUUCCAACUGCUCAUGUGUUUUUUUUUUUGUUUUUUUUUGAUACAUCGUGCAUCUCAUAUGCAGCAUUACUUCUUUUCCACCUUCGUAGCAACAGCACUCGAAUAAAAGCACUAAUUAGACCUGCGCUCACACUCCGAUCACUUUUGGAUAACUUCAUGGACUAUAGAAUUCACCUUGAAUGUAGAAUCUACCGUAUAUACUAGAGUAUAAGUCGACCCGAAUAUAAGACCCCUAAUUUUACCCCCAAAAACUGUGAAAACUUAUUGACUUGAGUAUAAGACUAGGGUGGGAAAUACAGCAGCUACUGGUAAGUUUCUAAAUAAAAUUAAAUCCCAAUAAAAUUACAUUAAUUGAAUAUUUAUUUUGUGUGUGUUUAUAUAAUGCAGUGUGUGUGUGUGUGAAUGCAGUGUGUAUCUGAUGCAGAGUGUGUAACCUUGGUGGGGGGUGGGCAUUUUUUUUUAAAAUUAUUUUAAUAUUAAUAUUUUUAUUUUAAUAUUCCAUUUUUGUAUUUUAUAUUUUAUUAAUAUUUUUUUUGUCCCCCCCCUGCUUUAACAUUCCCUGGUGGUCCAGUGGCAUGGGCUGCGCAGGAGAAACUUACCUUUCCUGCAGCUCCUGUCAGCUCCCUUCUCCUCUGUGCCGGUCAGCUCCCUUCUCCUCCACUGUAAGUCUUGCGGUCUGAGUGCUGCGCGGCUCUCGUGAGCCUUACAGUGGGAGCUGACUGGCACGGAGGAGAAGGGAGCUGACAGGAGCUGCAGGAAAGGUAAGUUACAGCUCGCUGCCAGCCCCCAACAGGACCGCUGGACUUGUAAUGAGCCCGGCGGUCUAGGUCUGUAUUUUAUUGCAAUGUAAGUUGCCAUAAUACAGACAUUGACUCGAGUAUAAGAAGAGUGGGGGUUUUUCAGCACAAAAAAUGUGCUGAAAAACUCAUCUUAUACUUGAGUAUAUACGGUAAAUGAAACCGCACUGUCCCAAACCCCAGUGUACACUUUGAAAUAAGUCUAGCCAGUUAGAAUAGUUUUUUUUCCCGGUUACACUGACUUCUUUCAGGUAAAAGACAAAAAAGGGCACUCCUUUACUGUACUGUACAGGUGGUUAUGGUGCUUGGAUUGCUUCUUUAUAUACUCUAGGGAGCACAUGGGGUCAUGAAAUUUAACUUCAUCUAUCUGUUCUUAUAUCUCUCCUGAUCUUGUAAAAUCCUAUAAUUAAUGUUUUUGUUGCUAGCUUGACAACUACACAUUUCCUGAAUCAUAAUCCAUCCCAAAAUAUCUAAUUUUUUUUCUUCUUCAAAUAUUUGGCAGAGUCUAUUUUGUUCACUUGUGCAACGGUCAUCCCAACCCCUCAAUGAGUAAUUGAACUUUUUCUUCCUUUUGCUGAUCACAUCCGAUAAAUUUCUAUGUGCUUAUACAUCCUCAUAAUAUUGGUUAUAUUUGCCCAAUUUCCAAGGUAAAAUACAAUCUUUGUUCUUGUUCUCUUUAGUUCCUGCCUUCACACACUUAAAACCCUUAUGCUUGCUGAAGUGAUUUAUGUAUGAAUUGUGUGUCCUUUUUUUUCCAAAUUGCAAAUAGUGCAGGUUUCAAUAGAAAUUCCACCUAUUAACAGUGUUACUCCCCCCUGGCUGUCAAUCAUGCAACCAGUCCUUUUCCUUCCUGAUUUGGUUAGCUCAGCUAAACGUAAAAGGCAGCAAUUGCUAAGAGCCCCUGCCUUGCAAAAACUUCUCAUUGACCUGCAUUGGGAAGUCUGUGAUUGGAUAGCCACAGAAAGUCUGAGCAGGGUUGGAGUGGGACGGUUUGCAUAGGCUGCAGUCAAGAGAACAGUUUUUAGACAUAUCGCAAGAAAACAUGCAUAACUAAAUGCAUGCAUGUUUUCAUUGGGGUAUUGUGACAAACUCCCCUUUUUCAGUGAGUUUGCCACGAAUUCCUGGAGGAGCCUGCUUGCCAGCCUCCUGCCCACAGACAAUGGACCCUGUGAAAAAUAAUGUUAAGUCUCUGUUUGUGCCAUUUGGACUUGUAUGGCUACACUUCGAAACUUUCAAAGCAGCACUUCAAAUUACAGAACAACCGCACGAACCAGAGACCACCCUGGAGCUUGUUAACACCUAUUAACAACUUGGAACGUUUCUCACCACGGUGUUCUAAUUGUUCGUCUGGGUGGCCGCAAUUCCUAUGGACAACCACAAGGUGGCGGCCUUGUUUGCAUGAACACAGGCAGCGGUGUUUAGGCAUGAAUCUCAUGGAACUAGAAUUGGAUACAGAAACUCCCAAACACCGCUGGACUGCCAUCAGUCUUAGAAGGGCACUGUUCGGUGAGGUCUUUCGUCUGGAUGCGGGGAUCAAUCUCCAGGGUAAGACUAUUGACUCUGUUCGGUAGUUUGUUGGUUUUCAAACUACCGAACUAGACCAACCGCAUUCCCGGAUUCUCUGGAACUGUUUUGGGCAUGGGACCAUGCCUGCGGUCGGUCAAAUAUGUGACUUCCAGGAAAUUCCUGCACACCUGAACUGAUCUGGGUGAUUUUUGCAUAUGUGGGUCACCCAGAUCAGGGCUAUCAGGAGAUGUGACAUUUGUGGAGAUAUUAUGUGUUUUGGGGUACUUUUGGGACUUUAUAGAAAGGUGUGUUUUUUUUCUGCCUGGAGAUAAUUAAGUUAAUACAAUAUCUGACUCCAUUAUCUUCCAGGCAGAGGGGAGGGAUUGUAUAUGGGAGUGUCAUGUAUUUAAACACCUUUUGUCAUUGGUCUGGGACUUUGUGCUGUAGUCCCCCACAAGGUCCAGGAUUGAGUGCCCCUUGCAUGGGGACAUGCAUAUAAGGCCAGUUGUGGCUGCCAUUAAAGCAUUCCAGCUUACACUCCAAAACUGUGUGUGGUCCUGUUAUUGGAGGGAAGGAAGAUUAACUCCUGUUUCUGCUGUUCCAGCUUGCAGGGGAUUCAACAGGGAAAGUCCUUGUAAGGACUAGAGCUCCCAGGACUGAGUGUUGUCCAGAGCCUGGGGGUGUCUAGAGCUAAUUCCCCAUUUGGCUCCAGGAGGGAGCGGUUCCAGGACCCCAGUCAAGCCACGGCGACUGAGGGAAAGAGUGCUGAGGUUUUGUCCCCUGUUCCAGCUAGGAAGCAGUCCUUGGCGGAGGUACCCAGUUAGGGGUCCAGUGAGCUCUUUUACAGGUAUAUCUACUAAAGUGAUUUGUAUUUAUUUUAAUUUGGACAGUGGAGUAUCCCUUUUAAAGUUAGACAUUUGAAACCUGAAACACACUAGUUGAAUAUUAAAAUUUUUUUUGUAGUUCCUGAUUUUUUUCACUUUGACACUUAGUCUAUUUCAAGGGAAACUAUAGUUCCAGGAAAACAAACUAAUUUUCCUAACACUACAGCUUCCCCUUCUGUCAAGGCCCCCUCCCGCGGCACUGAAGGAGUUAAUAACCCCUUCAGUCACUUACCUGACUCCACCGUCGAUGUCCCUCGAUUAACACGAGGGUUUACAGCUCCUGAAAAUUGUAUUUUUAAUAAAUAUUUCACUGAACAUACAAUUGUAAUGCUGCAAUAUUGUAUUGUCUGAUUAUCUGCUGGAGACCAUAGGAAAAUAGAUCAAGAGAGAGUUCUUCCAGAGUGGAUGUUAUGAAUGCUGGUAUAUCACCGAUCUCAGCCUCCUCCAGCUGGAGGUCCUCAUGCAGAGCGGGAGGAUGUCCAGCGUCUGAUAACGAACCAAAAAUCCAUUUGGAUUCCGGAAGUCCCUCUAGUGUCUGUCUGGUAGAUAGCCACUAGAGAAGGAGUUAACCCUCAGAGGUAAUUAUUGCAGUUUAUAAAAACUGCAAUAAUUACCACUGCAGAGUUAAGGGUGAUGAUAGUUUGCACCCAGACCACUUAAGUGAGCUGAAGUGGUCUGGGUGCCUACAGUGUCGCUUUAAAUAUGUCACACUACUUCAGACAGUUGGCUUGUUUUCCUAUAUAGGCUGUGUGCAGUGUAAUUUCCUUUGCAGCAGUGACCUCUACUGGUCAUUAUUAUAACCUAUUUUAUUACAUAUGAUAAAUUGAUUAGUAUUAUCUCAAAAUUCUAUACUCUUUAUUAUUGUAUCCUGCAAUGCUCCAUGGAGCUCUGCAGAUAGAGAUCAGAGAAAUUAGAAGCCUAGAAAUAAUUUAAUUGCAAUUCUUUGGAAUAAACCAGAUGUCCUUCAACUGGAUUCUGUUUUCCUGCAACAUAGAAAGGCAUUAAUUGUUUCACUUUUUAAAAUUUCUUAAAGCAUUUCACUGUAGGUUCUAUCUACAGAAUUAAUUAACCAAUAAUCAGUCUCCAUAAUAAUGUGUGUACAUGGUGCAUUUAAACCUCCAGCAUGUGUGUGCUCAAUGUUGAUUGUGCCCGCCCACCAGCAUAUGACCCCCAGGUACAGUUGCUUGCAGGUGUCCAUGGUCCAUGCACAUUGGAAUCGUGGAACAGGGCAGUUUCCCUGGCUUCAGGUAGACUCUACAGAAUAUACAGAGGCUUUCUUAAGGGACUUUUGCCUGGGUACCUCUGUCACACACAGGGGUUGGUACCUGGUUUGGGAUCCAGAACUGUAUCUCCCAUAGAACCACAGAAGUCGUACAAAAUAAAUCCUCAUAUUCCCCACAAACACCAGCUAGAUGUUGAUGAAGUGAAGAAAUAUAACAUUUUAUUGGUAAAACACAGGACAUGUAAACACAAGUUUGUUUGAACAGUUAAAAGAAGAUUUCAUUGUGUACUAAUUGCACCGUUGGAUAUACUUAUUGUCUCCAAAAUUGGACGUCAUGCCAUUCUCCUUAAAGGAUCACUAUAGUGUCAGGAAAACAAACUCUUUUUUUCCUGACACCAUAUCAUCCUUCGGAUCCCCCCACCAUCGGGUCCCCCUUUCUUGGCACUGGAGGGGUUAAAACCCCUUCAGUAACUUACUUUAAUCCAUCGUCUGGCUCACUCGGCGCUGGUGACCUCUACUCCCCUGCCAACUUCAGCUCCCGAGUGCAGCGGAAUGAGCAUGCACGGCAAGAGGCGUGCGCACAUUCAAACAGUCCAUAGGAAAGCAUUUCUCAAUGCUUUCCUAUGGAUGUUCUGCACACUGGAUGCGAAUUUCGCAUCCAGCUUCGCAGGAGCGCCUCUAGCGGCUGUCAGGAAGACAGCCACUAGAGGUUGGAUUAACCCUGCAAUGUAAACAUAGCAGUUUCUCUGAAACUGCUAUGUUUACAUCUGAAGGGUUAAAACCUGGGUGACCUGGCACCCAGUCCACUUCAUUGAGCUGAAGUAGUCUGGGUGACUAUAGUGUCCCUUUAAUGUUUGUGUGGCUAUUUUCAUGAAACUCCAGUUUCCCAUGGGGAGCUUUCUUAAAGGAACACUAUAGUCACCUAAAUUACUUUAGCUAAAUAAAGCAGUUUUAGUGUAUAGAUCAUUCCCCUGCAAUUUCACUUCUCAAUUCACUGUCAUUUAUGAGUUAAAUCACUUUGCUUCUGUUUAUGCAGCCCUAGCCACACCUCCCCUGGCUAUGAUUGACAGAGCCUGCAUGAAAAAAAAAACUGGUUUCACUUUCAAACAGAUGUAAUUUACCUUAAAUAAUUGUAUCCCAAUCUCUAAAUUGAACUUUAAUCACAUACAGGAGGUUCUUGCAGGGUCUAGCAAGCUAUUAACAUAGCAGGGGAUAAGAAAAUCUUAAUUACAACUUGCAAUAAAGAAAGCCUAAAUAGGGCUCUCUUUACAGGAAGUGUUUUAUGGAAGGCUGUGCAAGUCACAUGCAGGGAGGUGUGACUAGGUUCAUAAACAAAGGGAUUUAACUCCUAAAUGGCAGAGGAUUGAGCAGUGAGGCUACAGGGGCAUGUUCUAUACACCAAAACUGCUUCAAUAAGCUAAAGUUUUUCAGGUGACUAUAGUGUCCCUUUAAUCACCAUGCAUCACCAUUGAGAGUUUUGGUCACAGAUUGAAGAACCGCAUCUCAUUCUUUUUAUUAUUUUAAUUCCUGUGGCCUUUCGACAUUGCUAGCAGUGGUAGACUGCUUGUUACGCAACCUCUAUGAGGCAAUAUGUUGGAAGAUCCAAGGGACUGAACUAACAUGUGUAACAUUGCCAUGAUAAACUGCAGUGUUUACAUUUGGCCGAACAGUGCCUUUAGUGUCCCUACUAGGUUCUUUUUUUUUUUUUUUUUUUAAAUGGACACCCUAAUCAGCAGAACUACUGCUUCCUAAUGUAGCCAUCUUACUGCAUAGGCCAAGUCCCUGUAGUCUGAAAAAUUUAAAUAAUGAAGUUUUGUGAGAGAUGGCAAUGUUCACAUUUGUAAUUAAAGGACCACUAUAGUGCCAUGAAAACAUACCCUUUUUCUGGCACUAUAGUGCCCUGAGCUCCCCACCCAGUGCUGGAAAAAGGGAAGUUUUUACCCCUUUUUCUGGCACUAUAGUGCCCUGAGCUCCCCACCCAGUGCUGGAAAAAGGGAAGUUUUUACCCCUUUCCCCCACCCUCAGGGUCCCACUCCCGCCCGGCUCUGGAAGGGGGAAAGGGGUAAAAACUUCCCUUUUUCCAGCACUGGGUGGGGAGCUCUCCUCCUCCGAUCCUCCCUGUCUGAUGAAUGCGCACACGCAGCAGAAGCUGCGCGCGCAUUCAGCCGGUCGCAUAGGAAAGCAUUAUCAAUGCUUUCCUAUGGACGCUUGCGUGCUCUCACUGUGAUUUUCACAGUGAGAAUCACGCAAGCGCCUCUAGCGGCUGUCAAUGAGACAGCCGCUAGAGGCUUUGGGGGAAGGCUUAACCCAUUCAUAAACAUAGCAGUUUCUCUGAAACUACUAUGUUUAUUAAAGAAUGGGUUAAGCCUAGCUGGACCUGGCACCCAGACCACUUCAUUAAGCUGAAGUGGUCUGGGUGCCUAGAGUGGUCUUUUAAGGAUGCCUCUAUUAGCCAUGAAUCAUAUAGCAAAUAUGCUGUCACAUAUUGUCAUCACUCCCAACAUAAUCACUAACUCUGCUAAAACUCGCCGUAGAGAAGUAUUCGGGUAAUUCUGCUUGUGUGGAGAAUCUGACUGGUUCUGUUAAUUUAUUUAUUUGUAUGGCCUUUAGUCACACAGUGGUUUUCUGAUAAUCUCAGAGGAGGCGGAGCUGCCUUUUUAAAAAAACAUUUUUGGUAGGUUUAUUUAUAACAUUAAAAUUUCCUUGGAAGACUUUUUGAUAUUUUGAAGAGUCUUUAUGUUUGGCAUUAUCACACACAUCAGUAUGACACCAAGCGUAGCUAAUGCUUCCUAUAAAGAAGAGUUGCUUCCCAUAGUUCCCUGUGUGACACAUUAGGUUGGGGCAUUGCAGUGAUUGCCAUGCUUGCACUGUAGGACUGCAAUGCUAGAAAUCUGUUACUUCCAAUAGAGUUUACGGACCUAUGUAAUGUAUAUUUCAACUGGCACAUAUUGCACCUUGGUGCUUUAAACAUCCAGGUGUUUAAUGUUUAGGGGAUUUUACUAUAUUCACACGUGUUACAAACAUUGAAAUAUUCUAUAUUUAUUUCAUUAACAAUGUUUAUUAGAGAUUCAUUCUUUUACUUGUCUUAUAAAGUGUGCUGUUGGAUAAAGUUGAAGCAAGGUAAUCUUCUCCCAUUGUUGAAAAGCACUGACCUUUUUUUGUAAAUUGGUUGCAGGAUAAUCCCAGAAUCUCCCAGGUGGUUAAUCUCUCAGGCCAGAUUUGGGGAAGCAGAAGAUAUUAUACGGAAAGCAGCCAAGAAAAAUGGCAUCACACCGCCAGAAACCAUAUUUAAUUUAACAGAGGUAAUUUCAUAUUUUUUUCAUGAUUAACCCUUAAAUGUACAAUCUAACCACAAUAACCAAUACAGAGCACUUUAGUGAUUCUGGUGGUAAGAGCCCUUCUUUUUGAACAGUACGACAUUUAUCGGAGUCUUAUGGCUGAUGCACUCAGCCAACAAAUAAUAUCCAAAUAUGGACAAAUUUGAUAACCGCUAACGCCUUGGUCAGAUUUUAUCACAAUGCCACCACGGCUUAAAGGACCACUCUAGGCACCCAGACCACUUCAGCUUAAUGAAGUGGUUUGGGUGCCAGGUCCAGCUAGGGUUAACCCAUUUUUUUUUUUUUUAUAAACAUAGCAAUUUCAGAGAAACUGCUAUGUUUAUAAAUGGGUUAAUCCAGCCCUCAAAUCCUCUAGUGGCUGUCUCACUGACAGCCGCUAGAGGCGCUUGCGUGAUUCUCACAGUGAAAAUCACAGUGAGAACACGCAAGCGUCCACGCAAGCGACCGGCUGCGCGUGCGCAGUGAGCCGGAAGGGAAGGGAUGAGAGGAGGAGGAGGAUCGGAGGCGGAGAGCUCCCCGCCCGGCGCUGGAGAAAGGUAAGUUUUAACCCCUUUCCUCUCCCCAGAGCCCGGCGGGAGGGGGUUCCUGAGGGUGGGGGCACCCUCAGUGCACUAAAGUGCCAGGAAAAAGAGUAUGUUUUCCUGGCACUAUAGUGGUCCUUUAAGGGAGGUCAGCCCCAGGCACGUUGCUAGUGGCUCUGUAGCCACUGGAGCAUAAACGUCCCCAGUAUUAAUGUUUUAUCUUUCUCUGAUUUGGAUAUCAGUCAGGUUCACUAGUCAGUCUUUUGAUACCAACAGAUUUCCAAAAGCAAUGCAUGCAAAACACGGUACAAUUUUAGCUAUUCACAACUGUGUCUUCAUGGGUUAGUAUGUAUGUGUCAGCAUGGGUGUGUGUGUAUAAAAUACAGAUUAAGGUACAGGGCACACUAAAUAUAAAUAUACGCAGAAUAUAAAAAUUACCAUGACACACAUGCAUAAAUCUGGCUCUGGCUAAAGCGGAAUGGGAACUUUUGCUGUAGCAAUAUUAUAAAAGAUGGGAAGGACAUCUAAGCAUCUGGAUGACCUUGGUAAGGGUCAAAUCCUCUAAGAAUGGUUUUACUAUUUACUGUGGGAUGGCAUCAGUGGACUUCAGGCAUCUAGCAUGGUAACUGCUGAAGUGGUCUGUUUUACUUAUGGUGCUUAGUCUACCCUUUAAAUAUUGUAAAAUAAAAAAGUUAUCUUUUAUUUGUUUUUUGUUUUUUAGAGGUGCAUUUAUAAAACUAAAAGAUCAAAAUCAUGAGAUUUUCAGCUUUUGUCUUUGGGGAUUUGGCAUGGAGCUACCAGUAUUCGAGAUAUGUUACAUAGCUGAAAAGAGACUUGCGUCCAUCAAGUUCAGCCUUCCUCACAUUUGUUUUUUGCUGUUGAUCCAAAAGAAGGCAAAACAAAACAGUUUGAAGCACAAUUUUGCAACAAGCUAGGAAAAAAAAUCCUUCUUGACCCCAGAAUGGCAGUCAGAUUUAUCCUUGGAUCAAGCAGUUAUUACCCUACAUUGAAAGAUUAUAUCCUUGAAUAUUCUGUUUUUGCAAGUAUGCAUCUAGUAGCUGUUUGAACAUCUGUAUGGACUCUGAUAAAACCACAUGUGUAUAUGUAAACCGUGUGUGUGUGUGUGUAUAUAUUAACUGAAAGUUUUAGACAAGUGAUCCUAUAGAAACAUUAAUUUUGUAAAACGCAUACCUAGUCUCAUUCAAUAUUUAUAUUGUAUUCUGUCUAUCUUUUUAAUACCAUAAUUGAUCUUUUUAGGUAUGAAAUUGACUUUUAAAAUAAAUUAUAGCUGUUAAAAAUUCAUAACUGUUACUUUUUAUUUUUUUAAAGAAAUAAAAUAAGUAACCCCAGCCCUUUAAGUCUGCCCUCCAUGUAAUGUAAGCAUUAUUAUUACAACCUGCAUACCUACAUUUAUUGUGCAUUAACAAAACUCCCCAAAGUGUGCUGUAUUUGUUAUUGUGCUUUGCGUAUUUUAGGAGCUUUAGGUUUGUGUCCUUUAUAAUACUUGUGAUAUGUGGAUAAUGUGGCUAAAAUCCUUAUCAGGCUCAAUCAAUCAUUAGAUGAGGUUGAUUACUUAUAUCCCACAUAAGCCGUUAAACAAGUGUUUGCCUCACUGUCACAUGACAUCCAUUUUAAUACCCACCAGCUUCAGCCAAACAGUAACUGAGCAUAAUAGGAACUAAAAUCCAGCAGAGGCAUGCAAUUUCUUACUCAUUUUAUUGGAACCUAAAUACCCAACAGAAUAUACUGGUGUAAUAGAAAUAGUAUCCGCACAAAAAACCUGAGCAGACUAAAAAAAAAAAAUUAAAAAACAAUCACUAUACCCGUGGUGUUCUCACCCCCCCCGUCCCAUAGUGUUCUCCCUCCCCUUUCCCGUCGUGUUCUCCCUCCCCUUUCCCGUCGUGUUCUCCCUCCCCUUUCCCGUCGUGUUCUCCCUCCCCUUUCCCGUGUGUUCUCCCUCCCCUUUCCCGUCGUGUUCUCCCCCUUUUCCAUUAGUAUUCUCCCUCCCCUUUCCGUCGGUAUUCUCCCUCUCCCUUUGAUCGUGUUCUCCCUCCCCCUUUUUCCGGUAGACUCUCCCUCCCCUUUUCCGUCGUGUUCUCCCCUUUUCCGUCGUGUUCUCCCUCCUUUCCCGUGCGUGCCUCCCCUCCCCUUUCCGUCGUGUUCUCACCCUCCCCUUUCCGUCGUGUUCUCCCCCCACCUCCCCUUUUCCGUGGUGUUCUCCCCCCCACCCUCCCUUUCCGUCGUGUUCUCCUCCCCCACCUCCCCUUUCCGUCGUGUUCUCCUCCCCCACCCUCCCCCCGGUCGUGUUCUCCCCCCCCACCCUCCCCUUUCCCUUUCCGUGGUGUUCUUCCCCCCCACCCUCCCCUUUCCGUGGUGUUCUUCCCCCCACCCUCCCCUUUCCCGAUGGUGUUUCUUCCCCCCACCCUCCCGCUCCAGUCGUGUUCUUUCCCCAUUGUGUUUUCCCCCCCCACCCUCCCUUUCAGUGGGUGUUCUCCCCACCCUCCCCUUUCCGUGGUGUUCUCCCCACCCUCCCCUUUCCGUCGUGUUCUCCCCUCACCCUCCCCUUUUCCCGUGCGUGUUCUCCCCCCGCCCUCCCUUUUCCCUGUUCUUUACCUCCCUUUCCGUCGUGUUCUUCCCCCCCCACCUCCCCAUUCCAUGUUGUGGUUUUCCCCCACCCUCCCCCAUUUCCGUGCGUGUUUUCCCCCUCCCACCCUCCCAUUCCCGUCGUGUUCUCCACACCACCCCGUCUCUAGUGCAGUAUUCUUGACUUUUAAUGUUAUUAUUACUAUCUUUCAUUGUGAUAUAUAAUCAUCUGAAUUGUCAAUGCAAGCAUGUCUGUUAAAAUAUGCACUACAAAAAAAAAAUAUAUGCAAAUUUGACCCGUUUUCCGCCGAAAUGGGAUAGGCCCGUUUCCACCGAAAAUUUCAGCAGCCGAUAUUUCGGUGCAUUCCUACCGCAUUCAAACACAUCCCUGCAUUUAUACUCCAACACUGCAUACAAAUGCACGCCUGCAUUUAAAUGCUGACCGUACAUACAAACUUCCACAUUCAUACACACAUACUCCGUACAAAAAAAUGCUUACGUACAAGGAACUCUCUACAUCGGUUCUGCCACGGAGAGUGACACAUUCAGUAAAAAAAAAUGUAAAGCUAUUUUCUGUAUUAAUGUACAUCAUUGUGUACAUCUGCAUGGCACAGUGCUCUAUGUGAAGUGUACUCCAGCUGUUGCCUAUGGUAACAGUUAAAUGCAUGACUGGAUGAACCUUAUAGUGGACCCAGUCCGUAACUGCUGAAAUCGUUGUUGUGGAACAUAUAAUCGGAAGAAUAGUUUGUCACUAACUAAUCUGCUCGUUGAUCGACUUUGUACUCUUCCCCCCUUCUGCCCCCCCACUCACACCCUGAAGAAACAUGUUUGUUUGUAAUGCUGUGCAUUAUACCAUUAAACUGUAAUGCAUUGAUUUUCUUUUAAUAUAUAGUCAGACAAAGUUCAUUGAUGGGCUACACAAAUGAUAAAAGUAAUGGAGCGACCUAUUUAAAUCUCUCCAGUUUAGAAUAAUUGUGCAUCUGUUGGGAUAUGAUCGCAUUAUACAAAUCUGUUCCGGGCCAAUACAAACCAUUGUCUGUAAAUCUGUUGAUAAACUGAACUAUACAUAGGACAGGAGGUCAUGCAUUUAGACUGGAAGAAAGGAGAUUUAGUCUAAGGCAAAGGGUUUUUUACAGUCAGAAGAAUAAGGAUAUGGAAUUAUCUGCUUGAAAAUGUUUUUUUUUUAAUUUAUUUUUUUUAGUCUAUACAGAUGUUUAAACAGCGAUUGGAUAAAUACUUGCAAAAACAUAAUAUUUAGGAAUAUAUUUUUUAAUUGGUGGGAUAAUAGCUUCUUGAUUCAAGGAGAUAUCUGACUGCCAUUCUGGGGUUAAGAGGGAUUUUUGUCCUAGUUUGUUGCAAAAUCUGAUGCUCUUCAGACAGUUUUUUUUUUUUCUUUCUUCUGGAUCAACAGGAAAAACAAAUGUGAGAGAGCUGAACUUAAUGGACGCAUGUUGUGACGGAGCUCCUUGUACACUGGAUGGGUACCUCCAUCAAGCUUGCUUACUAGCAGCCACAGGGCAACACCUGGAACACUUCUGCCCCAGUUGCCGCAGCUUGUCUGGGGUCUUUCGGGAGCUUUUCCACCCUUGAUCAGAUAGUGAUUAGGCUCUCUUGCAGAGUGUAUAGCAGUCUCACCCAAAUACUAGCCAAAUUUUGGGCCCUCGAUUUGUUUAUUGUGCCAAUUACCUUCUAUUUAGUUUAUUAUCUCCUGGCUUUUUAUAUUUUGAUAUUUGUCUACUUCAAAGAAAUCCUAGGUGGGGAUUAUUCCACCAACGCUUUAUUCAAAGUGCAGUUAGCCUGCUCUACCUUUGUCGGUGUGUGUGCGCCUCUCAGUGAGUGAAUGUGUGUGUGUCAGUGUUUUGUCAGUGAACGUGCAUGUUGGUUAAAUUACUGUGCAUGUGUUGGUGAGUGUAUAUCAAUGCAUACAUCAGUGAGGUGUGUCUGUCAGUCAAAGUGAAACAAACAUGAAGGGGUGGGGUGAUUUUUAGAUUAGGGGGGUGCCCGAGUUUUGUCAUGCCUAGGGCAGCCCAAAUGUAAAAUACACCACUGCAUUACACAGAAGAGAAAUGGCGAACAGGUGCUUUGAAAAGUACCCACACGUCUUUAGAAGGCAUAGCAUUCUGACUUAGGGAACUAGAUGGUUGCCAGUGGUCUAUACAUUCGUUCGUAAUUGUGCAAGCACAAGCUUUACAUGAUAAAAGCACUUUUCAUUAUAAGCUAUUCAUCCUUUAUGUAUAAAUAUAAAGUUUUAUGUACUCUGUACUGAUAAGAUGGUUAUUUGGAAACCUGUGCAGAAUACCUAAUUAAGUGCCUUACCUACAAUUUCUAAUUCUUAUGUUUUAGUUGGAGUAUCUGAAGGAGCAGGCUCCCAAGGGCCACACGUUUCUUGACCUGUUGAAGACUAGGAAUAUUCGCCUAAUAACCUUUUUAUCUAUUAUGCUUUGGUAAGUAAUAGCAAUACAAGGGAGGAAAAGUGGUAAACAAUAAAACAGUGUCUCACAAGCUGGGUUACAAUUUAGGAGUUUAAAAAUGCUUCACAUCUAUAGUUCUGUGGUAAGUAUGCUACUUAAUGUAGUAACAAUUUAUUGGGGUUUGGGUGAGGAGGCCAUUUCUUUGCUGCCUACAUUGACUGCCCAAGUAUUUAACAUUAAAGGAUCACUAUAGUGUCAGAAAAAAAAAAUUCUUUUUCCUGACACUAUAUAAUCCUUAGGGCCCUCCUCCCGCUGGGCUGCGAUUUUUGCAUUGAUCGCCGGGAAAGCGCCUCUAGCAGCUGUCAGGAAGACUGCCACUAGAGGCUGGAUUAACCCUGCAAUGUAAACAUAACAGUUUCUGUGAAACUGCUAUGUUUACAUCUGAAGGGUUAAAACCUGGGGGACCUGGCACCCAGACCACUUCAUUGAGCUGAAGUGGUCUGGGUGAAUAUAGUGGUCCUUUAACAUUUCUUAUCGAUCACCUUUAAAAUAAACUGUAUGGCAAAUUAUUAUUUUACAAUAAUCCCAUCUGACUGUGUGCUUUUAUUUAAUUUUGUAUACUUGUUACAGUUAGUCACAAUAUUUUUUUUUUCCUACUUCUUCAGGAUGAUCAUAUCAGUUGGAUACUUUGGUUUGUCUCUCAAUACACCCAAUUUGCAUGGGGACCCUUAUGUUAACUGCUUUCUGUCAGCCAUUAUUGAAGUUCCUGCAUACAUAAUAGCAUGGCUGCUGCUCCGAAGCUUCCCUCGCAGAUACUCCACAUCAAGUACACUGUUUUUGGGUGGUGUUGUUCUUCUGUUUCAGCAAUUGGUGCCUCCAGGUUUGAUAUUUUCAGAUUUCAUUCAGAUAUUUAAAUGUACUCUAUGAAGGAUGCUUCAAUAAGCCUUUAAUUUUGUUUUCAUAAUCUCAAGUGCUACAAAUAAUUUCUAUUACUUUCCUCUGAGUAACCGCAUUUUAAAGCCAUACUUAUCAGUGACCUUUUUAUACAAAGAAUUAAAGGAACAUUAUAGCAUUAGGAAUUUGUAUUCCCAACACUAUAGUGCCCUAGUCGCCGUUUAGGAAACACCGAAAAGUAAAUCAGAAUGAAGCAUGGAAAGAGUUUUCCAUGUAAAAUCUGAUAAAUGUGUUGUCAGAGUAGACCAUUUUCAUUGAAAAGGUUAUGAAAUCUAGCAUAUAUACAAGUGUAUACCAAGGAAAUGUAAAUGGACUGGAUUCUAUCCAGUGUGAUCCUUGUUUGCAGUUAGCACGCUCCUUCCUCUAGGGUAAACAACAUGUGCAAUCUUUUGGUUUUAACAUAAUCCAGGCACUUUAUUGGUAAAUCCGCUCAGAAGGCAGCAAUACAACUAAACAAUAAUGUAACAGGUUUCCCUUUAAACAAAAUCCUAGCUCGUCUGAGCACUGACUGACUUUUCAUUCCCUAUCUGUCAAGGGUUUAAACUAACCAAACACACAGGUUUCACCAACCUUAUCUUGUCUCCUUUUUUUCUGCACUCCAUUGUUUAGUGGCAAAAAACAAACAAUCUGUUGCUUCCAACCUCCCCAAGAGAAACAAAAAUCUCUCCUUACCUGCCUAGCAGAGAGGGAUCUAUUCCCACUGCUGCAGCUGAUUACCUGGACUUUAUUUCUCUCAGUUGUUUAAAAACUGAGGAGUGGAGCUCCAGCCCGCCCUACUCUCCAAAUACUCCACCCCAGGGGCCCAUAAAUAAACAUUAAGUUGUGUUGCAUACAACACAUACAAUGUGUUACAAUUGCCUCUCUGAGGAAAUUAGCAGAAAUAUAAACAUCAUCACAUACCACACCAUUCACUUUAUCACACCGGUUAGGAAGGACUAACUUUUUACAGAGUGACAAUAGUCUAGAGCAGUGGUUCCUAAACCAGUCCUGAAGGCACGCCUACCAGUGCAGGAUUUAGGGAUUACCCAGCAUUGUCAAGGUGUGUGGUGUGUGUUUUUUUUUUUGUUUGUUUGUUUGUUUGUUUUUUCUAAAUUACCUUAGGCCCAGAGGGUAGUGCUCUUUCACCUCUUGGAAUUUGACUUGUUCCACUUCUGUUGAAAUAUGAAAGACAGCCCAUGCAGAAGUAAGACAUAAUUUGAGUUCUAAAACCUUUUCACUGCCGCAUGAUCACAUUUAAGAGCAAGAACUAUCUGAAGUGAAUGUAAUGUUAAUCCUUUAAUAUUGGCAAAAAAUGAGCUCUGUGCAAUAAUUUAAGGACACCUCUACGGAGGAAGAGGAAAGUAAAUAUUUUUUGUGAAAGGGACAACUGAUAUUAAAGUAUGCAUUUCAAAUUGAGAAAUUCUGCCCAGGCCCCUAUUAAUUGGAACACUCAAGCUGAAAACAGCAGGUAAUCUCAUUUAAAGAUGCUGUAGAGCAGAGAUAGGCAACCUUUGGUGAUCCAAGUGAUUGGUGACUACACCUCUGUGAUGCUUUGCCAGCAUUAGGACUGUAAAACCAUUAUGGGAGAUGUAGUCCACAUCAUCUGGAGUGCCAAAAGUGCCUAUCCCUCCUGAAGAGAAUGAUGAUCCAUCUUAUUCAUAAAGUCAGAAGGGGGUAAUUGAGUAAAACAUCAUUAGAGAAUGUCCUAAAGUAAAACAUCCAUUCUAUAAACUGUCAUGGGUGACAAAUGGAGACACAGUCUGAAAAUUCCCCAUAUGUUAUAGGACAAGGGAGGUCUAAGUGUAAAAAGUUAAGUAAUUUCGUAAGGCUUUCUUUAGGCUUUGAGUUUUACAGGAGGAUUGGCAGCCUGGAAGACAUUUUACAAUGCAAUGGAGACAUGCAGUUGGAGUCCUGUUCAUAUUUUAUUGCAUCCCACAUAAUCCACAUCGCAUGUGAAUCCUAAAUAAAUAAUAUUCAUUUAUGCGUCACAAGUAGUAUGGAUUACAUUGCCAUGACUGUAAUACAAUUCUGAUACUCUGUAUAAAAGCAUGAUGGCUAACUUUUUGUACUCCAACUUUUGCAAGCAAUUCUUUCUAACAUUUUCAAGCAGUCAUCCUUGUGGCUAAGCUUCAUAUGAAACAUAUUACAUAUCUACUACACUAUAUAGAGUGAAAUAACAGUAUUGACUUAUGUGCAGACUAAUAGGAUCACUCACCUGGUUUAUGAUUCUUCACAGAGCUUGGGAUCCUGUCCAUUGUGCUGGUCAUGCUGGGGAAGUUUGGCGUCACGUCUGCUUUCUCCAUGGUCUAUGUCUACACUGCCGAGCUCUACCCAACCGUAGUGAGAAACAUGGGUGUUGGCGCCAGCUCGAUGGCUUCCCGUUUGGGCAGCAUCAUAUCGCCUUAUUUUGUUUACCUUGGUGAGUCACCAUUUUUCAAAUUCUGUAUAUUUACACAUUUUAUAUUUAUUUUUGUUGUUCAACCUUCACAGAAAUAUUUGGUGAAUUUAAAGCUUUAAAUAUAAUGUGCAGUAUUUCAAAAAGGUUUUUACAUAUAUGUAUAAAAGUAAAAAUGCAGGGUACUUUUUCUUCUAUACAAAGGUGUGACUAAAAUGGAUAAAUAUGCUCAAACACCCUCCUUAAUGAGACCGUAUUACUGGAUACAGUUGCAAGAAAAAGUAUGUGAACCCUUUGGAAUGAUAUGGAAAUCUGCACAAAUUGGUCAUAAAAUGUGAUCUGAUCAUCAUCUAAGUCACAACAAUAGACAAUCACAGUCUGCUUAAACUAAUAACACACAAAGAAUGAAAUGUUGCCAUGUUUUAUUGAACACACCAUGUAAACAUUCACAGUGCAGGUGGAAAAAGUAUGUGAACCCUUGGAUUUAAUAACUGGUUGAACCUCCUUUGGCAGCAAUAACUUCAACCAAACGUUUCCUGUAGUUGCAGAUCAGACGUGCACAACGGUCAGGAGUAAUUCUUGACAAUUCCUCUUAACAGAACUGUUUCAGUUCGGCAAUAUUCUUGGGAUGUCUGGUGUGACUCGCUUUCUUGAGGUCAUGCCACAGCAUCUCAAUCGGGUUGAGGUCAAGCCUGGGCCACUUCAGAAGGCAUAUUUUCUUCUGUUUGAGCCAUUCUGUUGUUGAUUUACUUCUAUGCUUUGGGUCAUUGUUCUGUUGCAACACCCGUCUUCUGUUGAGCUUCAGCUGGUAGACAGAUGGCCUUAAGUUCUCCUGCAAAAUGUCUUGAUAUUGUCAUUUUUCCUUCGAUGAUAGCAAUCCGCCCAGGCCCUGACGCAGCAAAGCAGCCCCAAACCAUGAUGCCGCCGCCACCACCACACUUCACAGUUGGGAUGAGGUUUUGAUGUUGGUGUACUGUGCCUUUUUUUUGCCACACAUCUUCCAAACAACUCAACUUUGGUUUCAUCUGUCCACAGAAUAUUUUGCCAGUACUGCUGUGGAACAUCCAGGUGUUGUUGUGCAAAAUGUAAACGUACAGCAGUGGCUUCCUCUGUGGUAUCCUCCCAUGAAAUCCAUUCUUGUUUAGUGUUUUACGUAUUGUAGAUUCGAUAACAGGGAUGUUAGCAUUUGCCAGUGACUUUUGUAAGUCUUUAGCUGACACUCUAGAAUUCUUCUUCACCUCAUUGAGCAGUCUGCGCUGUACUCUUGCAGUCAUCUUUACAGGACGGCCACUCCUAGGGAGAGUAGCAGCAGUGCUGAACUUCCUCCAUUUAUAGACCAUUUGUCUUACUGUGGACUGAUGAACAGCAAGGCUUUUGGAGAUACUUUUAUAACCCUUUCCAGCUUCAUGCAAGUCAACAAUUAUCUACAAAAAUCGUAGGUCUUCUGAGAUCUCUUUUGUGCGAGGCAUCAUUCACAUCAGGCAAUGCUUCUUGUGAAAAGCAAACCCAGACCUGGUGUGUGUUUGUUUUUUGGUUUUUGUUUUUUUUUAUUAUAGGGCAGGGCAGCUGUAACCAACACCUCCAAUCUCAUCUCAUUGAUUGGACUCCAGUUGGCUGACAUCUCACUCCAAUUACCUCUUGGAGAUGUCAUUAGUCUAGGGAUUCACAUACUUUUUCCACCUGUACUGUGAAUGUUUACAUGGUGUGUUCAAUAAAAACAUGGCAACAUUUCAUUCUUUGUGUGUUAUUAGUUUAAGCAGACUGUGAUUGUCUAUUGUUGUGACUUAGAUGAUGAUCAGAUCACAUUUUAUGACCAAUUUGUGCAGAAAUCCAUAUCAUUCCAAAGGGUUCACAUACUUUUUCUUGCAACUGUAAAUCAUGCCUCUGCAAUCUCACUGCUCAGUUCUCUGCCACUUAGGAGUUAAAUCACUUUUGUUUCUGUUUAUGGAGCCCUAGCCACACUUCCACAGCCUGCUUAAAAAUUGGUUUCAUUUUCAAUCAGAUAUUAACUUGCUUUAGAAGUUAAUCACACACAGGCGGCUCCUGUGUGAUCUAGCAAGCUAUAAACAGACAGAAAAUAAGAAUUUUUAAAUUAAACAGAAUGUGCAGUAAAGGAAGUUUAAACAGUACAUCUCUUUACAGGAUGUGUUUAGGAAAGCUGAAUAAGUAAUAUGCAGGGUAGUGUGACUAGGGCUGCAUAAACAAAUUGAUUAAACUCCUAAAUGGAGGAGAAGUGGGUUUUUUGUGUUUUUAUAAUACACAAAUUGCACUGCAUGUGUUAAAGGCAAUUGUAAGACUUGGUUUCCAUGGUGAUUGUUUGACCUUUAGAACUGUUGAUGUGAUGUGUUUGGUUUUUGGGAUUUUUUUAUUUUUUUUGUCCAUUUUAAAGGACUACUAUCGACGCCCAGACCACUUCAGCUCAAUGAAGUGGUCUGGGUGCCAGGUCCCUCUAGUUUUAACCCUGCAGCUGUAAACAUAGCAGUUUCAGAGAAACUUCUAUAAUUACAUUGAGGGUUAAUCCAGCCUCUAGUGGCUGUCUCACUGACAGCCACUAGAGGCCCCCUCCACGAUUCUCAAUGCGAAAAUUGUAUGUGGAUGUCCAUAGGAAAGCAUUGAGUAAUGCUUUCCUAUGAGCGGUUUGAAUGCACACGCAGCUCUUGCUGUGCAUGCGCAUUCGGAGCCGACUUCGGCAAGGCGAGGAGAGGUCAGCAGCGCCAAGGAAGCCCAGCACUGGAUUAAGGCAAGGGACUGAAGGGGUUUUAACCCCUUCAGCCCAGCGUGAGGGGGGCCAUGUGGGUGGGGGGGACCUAAUAACCCUAUAGUGCCAAGAAAACAAGUUUGUUUUACUGGCAUUAUAGUGCUCGUUUAAUAACCACAUGCCACAGUUACCUUUUUUACCACUUAUAAAUAACCACUAAGUAUUUCCAUGGGUUACACUAGAUUGUUGAUGUCAUAUUUGGAGUUUUAUGAACUUUACAUAUAUCUUACCAGUAUUUUACUUUUUUCUUUCCAGGUGCCUAUGACCCACAUCUGCCUUUCAUCCUUAUGGGAAGCCUCACAGUCCUUAUUGGUAUAUUUACAUUGUUUCUCCCAGAAAGCUAUGGUAUGCCUUUGCCAGAUACCAUUGAAGAGAUGCUCAGAGUAAAAGGGUGAGUACAGAUUUCUCAUUUCCCUUUAAUUCUUUGUUGUAGAGCUUUAAGUUCCAUCUCUCCAUUUUGCUAGCCAAAAAGCAUGUACCUGUAGGUCACAUCCGAAAAAACAAUUAUGAACAAAUAGAUGAAUUUCCCCCUGUUUAAGCACUCAUUUCUGGUGCUCCUGUUGAGAGGUUCACACAGGGUCAUUCACUAGACUUUUCCUAAUUAAAUCCAAAUGUAAAACAUUAGGCUGAAGUAGCUGAUUUUCAUUGAAGUCACAGCUUUGGUAUUUUAGCCUUCAUUUUGCACAUUGCCUUUUAAUAGAACACUCUGGACACCAUAUGAACUUCAUCUCAAUUAAGUUGUUACGGCGCAAGGAGGUCAUGGGCACCAUCUCCACUUAAGAAGUUAUACAAUUUUUAUUUCCAAAAUUGAAAAGAUGUGCCCGUCUCUACUACCUCUCUUUCCUGUGAUCCAAGGCUUCAGUGAGAAAGGUACCUUUCUCACCCAGUUUCGUGAAUGGAAGUGACAGGCUGGGAGUGUCCGCUAACUCUUUCAGCCUAUCUGCGGCAUCCAGGACGAGGCUUCCUCACUGAAACCUCAAACCAUCCCUGGAAGGAGAGGAGUAGAAAGGACAAGCGCAGUCUUAGCAAGGUAUGAAGGCGCAGAUAACUUCCUGGCACCAUUGACAAGAAGUUAUGGCGCCCAGAGUGUUCCUUUCAUUUGAUAAAAUCUGAUUUUAGUGAAUAACUUGGACAGCUGCUUAGGUCUUCAGGUAAACCUAACUUUUACUUUAUACACUUAGCUGUCAUUUUCAUGGCACAUUCUAUGAAUACUUGAAGUUGACUUUGGUCAGGUGUCUUGUUGAUGAUAAAGCACUUAAAGGGCAUUGCGGCAUGCAUUAGAUCACCAAAAUAGUCACUUUGCAAGUCUCCUCCUAUUUAUAUGUACACAUGUGUACAUUUAUAUUAUUGUAGAAAUGCUUUAUAUUGAUUUUUAUUAUUUUUAUAUGAAUUAUUUUUAGAAUUUUAUCAUGGAUUGAUUUUCUGUCACUGAAACUGUGACACCAUUUACAAAUGGGCUGCUUCAACAGCAAAUGAUUUAUUUAUGUUGCUAUAAGGUGCUGUUGAUAAUGAAUGACUAAGCAAAAAAAUUAAAUGCCCAUUUUUCUCUUAAUCGAUUAGUUUGUUGUGUUCUUUUGUGUACAAAGUGUAUAGAUUUUCAUGGUGUUCUACAGUGCAGUGGAGUCAUUAUCGUGAGGUGUAAGUCGGAGGAAUUAUUGUGGUACUGGAGUCAAAAUCGGUAAAAAAUGUAUUUCACAAAAUGUACUGUAAAUGCGUGUAUGUCUCCUCCCCAAAAAAUAGAAAUGUAAUAUCUGGUCUAUUUCCCAGAUACGUUGACCCUCAAAAUAAUGUGCCUGCAUAUACAUAGUUAAAUAGUAAACUAUUUUGAAAAAAGGAUUGAAGUCCACAAAGUAAUACCUGGAAAACACAUUCUUUUAUGCUGAUUUAAAAUAAGGCAAAAACCUAAAUUGUAGCAAUUUUUAAUAAUGUUACAAAAGGGGGUCUGGGAGGAGAGGGGUAAACUCCUUGUUAAAGGGACACUGUAGGCACCCAGACCACUAUACCUAAUUGAAGUGGUUGGGGUGCUGUGCCCCUUUUGCACCUAGUGCUGCAAUGUAAAACAUUGCCGUUCCAGAGAAAGGCAAUGUUUACAUUGCAGCUCUAAGUCUGCCUUUUGUGGCUAUCAGACAGCUACAAGAGGGCUUCCGGAAUCCAAACAGACUUUUGGUCCGUUAUCUGACGCUCUGCAUGAGGACCUCCAGCGUCAGAUUUUACCCAUAGGAAAGCACUGAUGCUUGCCUAUGGGGGGGGUCUAAUGCGCGUGCAGCAUUGCAGCGCAUGCGCAUUAGACCCUGCUGUUUGCGGGACGGAAGAGGGGGUGGAGCUUCAACCCAGCGCAGAGCGUCACCGGCACUGGGAUCAGGUAAGUAAAUAAAGUGUUUUAAACCCUUUAUUUACUGGGGUGGGGGGUGGGUGCGAGGGAAGGAGGAGGCAGAGGGAUCGGUAGUGCCAGGAAUACAACUUUGUAUUCCUAUCACCACAGUAUCCCUUUAACUGCACAAUGUCAAUCUGAUAUCUCAACGACCCAUUUUAGUAAAAAACAAACAAAAAAAACACCAUGGCCCUAUCUAUAGAAUCUGAUGAUUAGGUAGAGAGUUUCACAACUUUAUUGUUCUUACUGUACAGAACCUUUUCGCUACUUUAACCCCUUAAGGACACAUGACGUGUGACAUGUCAUGAUUCCCUUUUAUUCCAGAAGUUUGGUCCUUAAGGGGUUAAGCAAAAUGCAUUUCUUCCAUAUCUGUUGUAAAGUCUUGGGGGGGAAAAGAAAGUGGUAUCUUUAGAUUCUAUGGUUUUACAUAUCAGGACAUUAUAACAAUCAUCUAUUCCUUAGGUUGUUACAUGAAUUAACAGCCUAGGAUGAACAACACAUGACCUAUUACACCAUGUCAUGAUUUAUUUAACAAAAAUAAGGUUUAAAUUCGCUACUUAAAUAGCUUGCAUUAUCUAUAGAUACGGCCAGGGUGUAGUCAAGGAUAUAAUUAAAAUGUGUGUUAACGCAUUCUUGAGAAACAGGAUUGCCAUUAUGCAGUUAAGUUAUUUUUGUUAAAUAUAUCAUGACAUAGUAUAAUAUGUCAUGUGUUGUUCAUCUGAUGUUGUAUUUACCUAAUUUUAAGCCCUUCUAAGGAACAGAUUAUUGAUUAUGUCCGGUUAUGUAAAACUAUAGAAUUAAAGAAAGAGAGUACUUUCUUUUCCCCAUGACUGUUGUAACGGACCGUUUUGCACACAAGAGGUUAAAAACCGUUUAGGCGAUAUUCCACUUUCAGAUGCACAGACAGCUACUGCAAUCACCAAUCUCCCGAACUGCAAACUACACGAAUUCUCCAACUCCCGAACAGGAAACUCACGAAUACUGGAAACAGCUGAACAGGAAAAACCAUACGAAAGGUUUACACUCCUGGCAGUCAGCAUACAAUCCAAUUCCCCCAAUAACGAGACGACACUUUGUUUGAGGGUUAAGCAGAAUCUGGUUUACUGGGGCUAACUGCCCGGCUUUUAUGCAGGUCUCCCACCUGGUGGACACUCCCCUAGGGGACCAGAUGGGAGACUGGGACACAAAGGGUACAAGCACCAAUCACAGACUUACACAUUUCUUUUUUCAAUUGACAAUUUUUAUUGUUUUUUUUCGCAGUUAUCAGUGGGGUACAGAAGAGAAAUGGGGAAGGGGGAAUACCAACAGGUGUUGAAGACAUGGUAUAAUCAUUACAUUGUAUUGUGCUCCUUCUUAGCAAUGCUAUGGUAUAGUGUUCCAUUCACAAAUAAACUCAAAAUUCUACCUCGUCUAACAUUACUUCCUUGCGCCCUCCUUUGUGAUUCGUGGGUUGGUGGAGGGGAGGGGGGGGGUAAACCUAUGUACACGUGUGGGAUUUCGUUGUCUAUGUAUUUUCCUACUUUAUCCUUCUACAUGUGUGUAAGCUCGUGGUGGGAGCUCUUAAUGUAAGCUCUUUACGUGAGCUCUGUUGUGGGCUCUCGAUGUGAGCUCUCUCCCUAAUAUUCUUUUCCUCCGUAUCUCACUGGCCGGUCCUCAGCGCUCUUACAGGACCUAUUGGUGUGCAGCUUCGGCUGCCUGAGGUUUUACCGUGUUCCAAUAUGUGUCCCAGAUGCGACCUGCCUCUGUAGUGGCACCCUUCUUGUCUAGCUGGCGGGCCGCCAUGUAUUCGUAUUCCCAGUUCAGUUGGAUUUGUGCUAACAGACUGGCUUUUGUGGGGGCUGAAUUAGAUUUCCAUUGUUUCGCUAUGAGAUUACAAGCUGGCAUUAUCGUGUGGAAUAGAAGUUUGGCAUGUACCUUGGAUAUGUCCUCUGGCCACAUGUACAAUAGGCACAUUGCCGGCGUCAAGGUUACUUUUAUAGGUAAUAGCUGAUCUAUGAUGUCGUUCACUACCUUCCAGUAGGGCCGAAUAUCCCUGCACUCCCACCAUAUGUGUAGCAUUGAUCCCCUGUCCAUUCCACAUCGCCAACAUUGGGCCGAGGUGCCUGGGAAUAUAUGUGCUAGCCUCGUUGGGACCAGGUACCACCUAUAUUGUAGUUUCCUUAUUUGUUCAAGGUGCGUGACGCAUGUGGUCUUGCCUUUGUGGAUAGUGAAGGCUCCCGACCAUUGAUGCUCUGAGAAAGUGCAUCCUAGGUCUUUGUGCCAUGCCUGUUUGAAGUUGUCGGUAGAAUUAUGUGUACCAGUUAGUAACGUUCCAUAGACUCUUGAAAAGGUUCGUUUGUGUGGUUCCCUUGAGGCAACAUGCCUCGUAGUCGGACACCGCGGGUGUCCCAGGUGAGGGAGUGUGGUGUUGUAGCAUCGAUUUGAUCUGUAGGUAUGAAAAGAUUGCUCUAUUUGGUAUUUUGUACUGUGCUUGUAUGUCCGGGAACUGUUUAAGAGAGGAUCCUGUGUACAGAUCGUGUAUGUGCCUGCACCCUGCCUUUGUCCACGCCCUAUAGUCAAAUAUUGGGUUUCUCAGGUAUAUGCUAUACAUCGUUGAGGCAAGUGAUAGGUCUCCUGUACCGCUGAGGUGCGCUCUACUUGUAUCCCAUGUGUGCAGCAGUAGUUUUGUGGUUUCCAGCAUAUGGGGUGGUGCUGGUCUCAGGUGUUUUGGUACCCAGAAUAGAUUGUGCAUCCCAGCUCUGCACGACUCAUGGGUUUCAAUAGCUACCCAUUGUGGUGGGUUGUCUACCCUGUGUGCCACGGCCACCGUGGAUAGAAGCGCCGCCUUAUAGUAUAGUCUGAUAUCUGGGAAACCCAUGCCCCCUUUCUCUAUUGGCUUUUUGAUCGUGGAGAGUGCUACUCUAGGAGUUUUAUUUGCCCAUGUGAAUCGUGUGAUGGUUUUUUGUAACUUGGUCAUGUAGUGCCUAGGGAUGGGGAUCUGUAGUGAGCGGAAUAGGUACUGUAGUUUAGGUAACAGCGACAUUUUAAAAGCCGCUAUACGCCCGUGCCACGAGUGGAAGUCACUAUUCCACUUAUCGAGCGUCUGAGUUAUUUCGUGUGAUAGUUUCUCAUAGUUAUAUUUAUACAUUUGGUGGGUCGUCCUGGCUAAAUUGAUCCCUAAAAACUUUAUGUAAUCGUCCCUCCAGUCAAAGUUAAAAGAUUCCGUCAAGGUGUGGAGAGUCUGUCCCGGGAGAUGGAUUCCCAUUGCCUGUGUUUUUGUCAGGUUAAGUUUGUAAUACGAUACUUUGUUAUAGUCUUGUAUGCACUGAAGGAGGUUGGGUAUGGAUAUUUGCGGUUGUGUCAGAGUUAGGAGUAUGUCGUCCGCAAAGAGGCUGAGGGUGUACUCUCUGUCUCCCACUCGGACUCCGUGUAUCGCCGGAUGGGCCCUAAUCGUGGCAGCCAGAGGCUCUAGUGCCAGCACGUAUAACAGAGGGGACAACGGACACCCUUGUCUCGUCCCAUUUGUGAUUUCUAUUUGUUCUGAUACGAAUCCUGAGUUUAAGACCUGGGCCCUUGGCGCUGAGUAAAGCGCCCUCACCACUGAGAUGAAGCUCCCCGGGAUCCCAUAUCUCUUUAGGGCCGCCUCCAGAAAGCUCCAUCCCAGCCGGUCAAAGGCCUUUUCUGCGUCUAAUGAUAUCAGGACCCCCCCUGCCCGUGUUGUCUCCAGGCUCUGCAUAAGGUUUAGAACUUUUCUGGUGUUAUCUGCCCCCUGGCGCCCUGUUACAAACCCCACUUGGUCAUUGUGUAUAAUAUGUGGCAGUAUAGGCCCUAAUCUUAAUGCGUAGAGUUUGGCUAGAACUUUAGUGUCCGUGUUAAGAAGGGAUAUAGGGCGGAAGUUUUGCGGCUGUGUCGGAGGCUUACCCGGCUUAGGUAGGGUAAUAAUAUGGGCCAAUUGCAUUUCUCCCGGGAGGGUCUCUGUGCGUACUGCUUCAUUAAAUACUUCUGCUAGAUAGGGUGCUAAGAUAUCUUUAAAUGUCUUGUAGUACGAAUUUGCGAAUCCGUCAGGGCCUGGGGCCUUUCCUUUCGGUAAUGACCGUAUCGUAUCGCAAACCUCCUCUGGGGUAACUUGCCUAGAUAGUGUUUCUUGUUGCUGAGACGUUAAGGUCGGGAGAGUUGCUUUGUCUAAGUACUCCGUUAUGUUUGUAUCUGUUGGGGGGUGUAUAGUGGGGUCUCGUCGUAGGUUGUAUAAGUCCCCAUAGUAGCGUGCAAAUUCGUUACUAAUUGUGAGAGGUGUCAUCGCCUUCCCCCCCGCUUUGAAGUGCAAAAACGCUAUUUUCUGCGUCUGCUGUCGUUUUUUCAACCUUGAAGCCAGCAAUUUACCCGCUCUAUUCCCUUGUGAGUAAUGUGUGGCUUUUAACUUCCUUAAGGUGUAUCCUACUCUGUCAAGCGCCUUUUGUCGGAGUUGUUGGCGCACCUCCGAUAUUUGUUCUUUCAAUUGGAUCGAGGGGUGGGCUUGGUUCUGUAAUGUCAGGUUGUAUAAGUCUUUCUGCCAUUGUAAUGUCUGCGAUUUCCUUUUCAGGUAUGCUGCUCUUCGUAUAAGGAGUCCCCGGGUUACCGCUUUAUGGGCCUGCCAUAUCGUGUGGUGUUGUAAAUCGGGAUUGAUGUUAUCUGUAAAGUAAUGGCGUAGUGAGUCAGAAACGCUCUCCGAGAAGGACUUGUCCAACAGGAGAGUUUCAUUGAGACGCCAUGGACCCCUAUGUUUAAAAUCAUAUGUAUCCCUUAGUGUCAGUUCCAUGGGAGCGUGGUCAGACCAUACCAUCUGCCCCACUCUGCAGUCCACUAUCUGCUCAAGUGCCCCUCCCUCUACCAGUAUCGCGUCUAUUCUCGAGUAGGUGUUAUGGACCUGUGAGUGAUGGGUGAAUUCCUUAUCUUCUGUGUGUGUGACGCGCCAUGCAUUGUAGUAGUGGUGUAGGGCCAAUAAUUUCGCCAGGGUUGCGCUUUGCCGCUUGAGUGGUUUGUAUCUCUGGCUAUUUGGAGAGAGUGUAGUGUCCAGGGCUGGGUUGAGAACACGAUUUAGGUCCCCACAUAUGAUUGUCGUACCUUUGAUAUUGGAUAUUCUGGAGAUGAUUUUGUGUAUGAAGUUCCUCUGAUUGGUAUUGGGGGCAUACACGUUAGCUAUUGUGUAUAAGGCAUUAUUUAUUUUUCCAACCACGAUAACAUAUCUGCCUUCCCUAUCUGUAUCUUCAGUUAUUAGUUCAAAAGCCACCUUUGCACUUAUUAGUAUAGAGACUCCUUUUGAUUUGGUGUCAGACGUGGAGUGGAACUGGUGAGGGUGUGUCUUGGUUAAAAUGCUGGGGUGGGUAUUGCCCCUGAAAUGUGUUUUCUGGAGACACACUAUAUCAGCAUCUAGUUUCCCUAUGUCCCUACUCAAGAGGUGCCUUUGUACUGGGAGGUUGAGUCCUCUCACAUUAUGGCUGUAUAACUUUAUGGUGGUAUGUAUGGGAAGGUGUUGCUCUUGCUUAGUUUGUAUUGAUCUAUCAUGAGUCUCUGCCUUCCCCAGCUAUUUCGAGCCAGGCAGAUCUCUAUUGCUAUGAACUUCAGGGUGAGUGUAGGACCUGUCAUCCCAGGGUCCUUCCCCAGUAGUAGGCGCUCACGCCUUGCUGAGGUGUAGGAGUUAAGUAGCGUAUCUUGGCCGCCCACUAGGCCUUGAGGUGAGGGGGUUGGAUUGAGGGGGGGGGAUCGAACAAUACAAUUGGGGGUUAUUGAAUCCUCUGUCUUGCAGAGUUCUAACAUAUGUACAAUUUUGAACAAAAUUGCCAAGUUUAUGGCAAGGUUCCCAUAAGGGGAACCGUGGGGGUCGGAGCGUAUCGCUUCGAUCCUGGUUAGGGUGCUGCCGCGAGGGCGGCCCUCAUGAUGUGUAUCAUAGCGUUCGUUUGCUGGAUUAACCCGUGCCCGGUAUAGCGUCUGCACAUUGUGAACUGCAUAAGUGGUGAGCCAGCCGGCUUUAGUAUUAAGCGGCCUUCGGGUCAUGGUUGGGUAUUAUGCUCAGGUUUGCCCCUCCAUAUCGCACUCGUUGGGGCUUUUAUAUUUUGUAAGUUAUUAUAAUUUUUUUAUUUUUAAAAAAAAAUUUUUUCCUUACUGUUAGGUGGCAGUACAGUGUGGAAGGGAUCAUGUACAGGCUGUGAUGGGGGUCUGCACGUCCCUUGGGUAAGAAUUCCCAGUGUGUAUGAUACAUCAGAACCCCCACCCUUGACCCUGACCUUGUGUAGCUAGUCCGGUAGCUAUAUUUACAAACUUUGUAGUACGGCAUGGGCUAAGUGUGCAAUGUGAACGUUAGGAUUGCAUGAAGAUGGUAUACUUGCGGGCAAUAGUAAAGUUCAUAGGAGUGUCGCUUCCAGAUGCCUAUUUUCGUGCCUUCUUCCAGGCUGAGGGUUGUUGCCCGGUGGGUGCCGGUCUUGGUCUCUCGGCUGGUGGAGUGAUGCCCCAUUCCUGCAGCUUUUGGAGGCCUUCCUCCGGUGACAUGAUGGUAGUGAGAGUGCCGUUGCGUUGAAUGAGAAGUUUGGUCGGAUAUCCCCAUCGAUAUGCUAUGUUGGUGCUGCGUAGGGCUUCUGUGAUGGUGCUGAAGGACUUCCUUUUUCGUAGCGUCAUGGCCGAGAUGUCAGCAAAGAUCCCAAUCUUCUGAUAUUCCGAUGGUAUGUCUUUUCGGACUCUGCUCGCCUUGAGAACUGCCUCCUUUGCGUGAUAGUAGUGCAUUUUCAAUAUUAUGUCCCGCGGUAUGUCUGCAGGUAAGUAUGAGGGUUUCGCUACCCUAUGUAUGCGGUCCAGCAACAGGACAUCUUGCGGUAGAUCUGGUACCAGCAUGUGAAAGAGCCCCGUGGCGUAUGCGGGCAAGUCCGCUGGGCCUAUAUUUUCAGGCACGUUCCGCAGCCUCAAGUUGCUGCGACGCGCGCGGUCUUCCAUGUCCGCGAUCUUGGCCUCAUAUUCAUUCAGCCGGUCCCAUGCUUCUUCCACUUUGGUGGUUAGGCGGGUAUGCGCCUCCAUUUGUGCCUCCAUCUGGUUUUCCAGAUCCGAGGUGCGAGAGUCCAAUUUGUGUAUAUCCGUGCGGAGGUCGGUAAACGAGCGCUGCAGCGUGCCCUGUAGCUUUGCCGCCAUAUCAUCGAACAUCGCUUGCAGACUCUCCGUGGUAAGUAUAAGGUUGGCGGUCUCAUUUUGCGGACCUUGUGAGCUCUCCAGGUCGGCGCCAUCUUGCUGCUCCUCCGGUAUAGUAACUCCUCGUGUGUGCCCUUGUUUGGCACCAAAAAAGAGCAUUUUGUCGUGUUUAUCGGAUGCCCGUUUACUUUUGUUGUGGGACAUAGUGAUGGUGUGUCCCUGUAAUACUUAUUUUGUAAUAUUUCUUUAAUUGGAACUCAACUGCAGCAUUUCUUGGUUGCAACAACAAUAAGGUUCACCUCCUUUUAUAUUGGUAUGAAACUAUGGUCACUGUACCUUUAAAUAUCCAUGUAGGUAAAAUUAGGCUUUGUAGCAAUCCUUAUGAGUAAGAGGAAUAAUUAGACAAAGUGACACUUUAGUGAGUUUUAGAUACUGUGUAAUAUAAAUAAUAGUAAUUGACUUGUUUGGUAAAAGUAUUACUUAACUUAAAGGCAGUUCUGGCACUGGAAGGGUUAAUUCACCCAAUGAAGGAGAAAUUAGAAGUCCGUUUCAACAAGCUGAGAACUAGGAGUGGAGAGUGGGGAAGUCCGUUUUAACAAGCCGAGGUCUGGGAGUGGAGAAGGUAGAAUUCAGAGUUACAAGCCGAGGUCUAGGAGUGGAGAAGGUAGAAAUCCGUUUACAAGCCGAGGUCGAGAAGUGGAGAAGGUAGAAAUCCGUUUACUAGCCGAGGUAUAGAAGUGGAGCAGGUAGGAUCAGAAGUAGAGCAGCUGAUCUUCAUGCAGCACCUGUGCGAAUAAUCCAGCCCUUUGAAUCUGGCGCGGUCCUCCUAAGUAUCGUGGAGGGACCGCGUCAGAGAAAGGGGCGGGGCUGAGCGCCGUGAACCCGGAAGUGGGUUCCGGCGAUGAAUUACAUGCCAUGCUAUACCUGACAGUACCCCCUUCCCAUGGGGCAUCCUCUGGGUGCACUAUUUCGGUUUGGAGGGAUAGCGUUUGUGAAAGGCAGUAACUAACCUCCUAGCAUGUACAUUAGAUGAAUCUUCCCAAGUGUCUUCAUCAACUCCAUAACCUUUCCAUCUGAUAAGGUAUUGUAAGGAGCCACGGUGGACACGAGAAUCCAAAAUUUUGUGAAUUUCAUAUUCUUCUUCACCUUGGACAAUGAUAGGUUCAGGAGUUGUUACUAUUUCCCUAUAAAAAGGAUCAGGGAUGUGUGGUUUAAGUAAGGAGACAUGGAAUACUGGAUGAAGUUUAAAACUUGGAGGAAGUUUUAGUUUAACAACGUUAUCAUUAAUGAUAGUAAUUACUUGAAAGGGACCAAGAAAAAGAGAGCUCAAUUUCUUUGAAGGACGGCUUGUGGUAAUAUUCCUUGAAGAGAGCCAGACAAGAUCCCCUACCUUGUAAGGAGGGGGAAUUCUUCUAUUAUUGUCAAAAAACUUUUUCUGGUUAUUUUGGGCGAGUUGAAGAUUCUCCCGUAAUUUGAAAAAUAGAGAAGACAUAAAUUCAUUUUUUGAUGUAACAGUAGGAUUGGAUGAAGUAAUGGUUUGGAUGGGGAAUGAAGACGGAUGAAAACCAUAGUUGGAGAAGAAAGGAGUCAUUUUCGUACUAGAAUGAAUGGUAUUAUUGUAAGAAAAUUCGGCCAUAGGUAACCAUGUGGUCCAGUCAUCUUGGAGGUAUGAACAAUAACAUCGAAGAUAUUGUUCCAAACAUUGGUUAACCCUUUCUGUUUGCCCAUUAGUUUGGGGAUGAUAAGCGGAAGAGAGUUUGCGUUGAAUUUGAAGGGAGAGACACAUCUCUUUCCAGAAUUUGGAGGUAAAUUGUGUCCCCCUAUCAGAAAUAAUUUCUUCAGGAAGACCAUGAAGUUUCACAAUAUUGUCAAUAAAGACCUUAGACAAUUCUACAGAGGAGGGUAAUUUUUUAAAGAAAUGAAAUGGGACAUUUUUGUGAAGCGAUCCACAACGACAAGAAUAGUGGUGAAAUGUUGAGAAGGUGGAAGAUCAACGAUAAAAUCCAUAGAAAUGGAUUGCCAAGGUUUUUCUGGAAUAGGUAAGUUAAGUAGUAAUCCAAAAGGUUGAUUAUGUUCUGGUUUAGACCUUUGACAGAUAGGACAUGUUUUGACAUAUAAUGCAAUGGUUCUAUCCUGGCGAGGCCACCAAUAAUAUCGUGAAGUUAGUUCAAGUGUUUUCUUUAUUCCAGGAUGUCCAGCUAGGGGGGAAUCAUGAACCAUCUUAAGUAAUUUAUUCCUAAGAAUGGGAGGAAUAUAAAUUCUAUUUUUAAAAUAAAAUAGACCAUCCUUUUUUGUUAGUAUAGGUGUUUUGGGAAGUUCAAGAUCCUUCUGAUUCAAAUUCUUUAUGUCAUCAUGAAGAGAAGAGAGGAUUCCUAUUAUUUUGGUAGAAGGAUAAUCAUCAGUAGUAGUUUUAGAAGGAAUUCGAGAAAGAGCGUCAGCCUUUUAUUUCUAUUUCCAGGUCUGUAUAUUAAUUGGAAGUUAAAUCGGUUAAAGAAUAGGUUCCAUCUAACUUGUCUAGCUGUAAGGGUUUUGUUAGUAUAGAGAUAUUCAAGAUUUUUAUGGUCAGUAUAAACUAUUAUAGGUUGUUUUGUAUCUUCCAGAAGAUGACGCCAAUUUUCGAAGGCAGCUUUAACACUUAAUAAUUCUUUUUCACCAAUAGGAUAAUUUUUUUCAGCAGAGCUCAAGGAUCUUGAAAAAAAGGCAACUGGAUGAAGUGGAUCUUGUGGAGUCUUUUGUUGAGAAAGAACUGCUCCGAUGGCUGCAUCUGAUGCAUCAACUUCAAGAACAUAUAGGAAUGUUGGAUUAGGUAGUUGUAGAAUAGGUGCAGUUGUAAAUCUUUUUUUUAAUUCGUCGAAGGCUGUUUGAGCAUCUUUAUUCCAAUUAAAAGGACGUUUACUACUGUUGAGGAGGUUAAGAGGAUGUGAUACAUCCGAAUAGUUUCUAAUAAAUUUUCUAUAGAAGUUUGCAAAUCCAAGAAAACGUUGUAAUUCUUUUGUAGUAGUAGGAGCAGGCCAAUCAAUAAUACAUUUGAUUUUGGAAUUAUCCAUCUUCAAAGAAUGAGGUGAAAUAAUGUAUCCUAGAAAAGAGAAUUCAGUAACCUCAAAAAGGCAUUUUUCUGGUUUAGCGUAUAAUUUAUGAGUUCUCAGUCUAGAUAGAACCCAUCUAACAUGUUUCCUAUGUUCAUCCAAAUUGUUAGAAUAUAUUAAGAUAUCAUCUAAGUAGAUAAUAACACAUACAUCCAGAAGAUCUCUAAAGAUAUCAUUGAUAAAAUGUUGAAACGUUGCAGGGGCAUUACAGAGCCCGAAAGGCAUCACUAGAUAUUCGUAGAGACCAUAUCUUGUCCGGAAGGCGGUUUUCCAUUCAUCAUCCUGUUUUAUUCUAAUGAGGUUAUAUGCGCCUCGAAGGUCGAGUUUAGUGAAUAUAGUUGCAGUUCUUAACCUUUCAAUUAAUUCAUUUAUUAGUGGAAGAGGAUAACGAUUUUUAAUAGUUAUUUUAUUUAAGGCUCUGUAAUCUAUAAUAGGACGGAUGGUUUGGUCUUUAUUCUUCACAAAGAAAAUACUAGAAGCAGCAGGAGAGGUCGAGGGUCUGAUGAACCCUUUGCGUAAAUUUUCAUUAAGAUAUUCUUUUAAAAUUUCUAACUCCUUUUCAGAGAGUGGAUAAAUAUGACCAUAAGGAAUAGGAGCUCCGGGUAUGAGAUCUAUUGGGCAAUCAUAUAGCCGAUGAGGAGGAAGUGUUUCCGCUUCUUUUUUACAAAAGACAUCUGCAAAAUCGGAGUAGAAUGGAGGUAUAACUGGUUCUACAGUAGUUUGGAGAAUAGGAAUGUGUUGUAAGCACGUUUUUUUACAGAAAUCAGAAGCAAAGGAGAUGGAGAAGGGAGACCACUUAAUUAAAGGAUCAUGGUUUUUUAACCAAUUAAUUCCUAGAAUGACGGGAUGAAGUGGAGAUUUAAUAAUAUCAAAUGUAAUGAAUUCGAAAUGUACGUUGUUGGUAAUCAUUCUUAGAGGGAUUGUUUCAUCUUUGAUGGGUCCUGAGGAUAUAAAUGAACCGUCAAUAACUCUGAUUGGAAUAAAAUUGGUUUUUUGAACACAAGGAAUUUUAUUUUUUGAAACAAAAGAAAAAUCAAGAAAAGUUCCAUUAGCACCAGAAUCAAUGAUGGCCUCAGUCACGAUUCUUUUUGUAUCCCACUGUAAUAUGAGAGAUAUAGAAAAAUAAGUAGAUGCUUUUCUUUUUUGAAAAACGUUCAAUAUAGAGGUAGAUGAAUGAAGCUUACCACCUUUUGAAUGUUUCAGUAGAGGACAUUCGGAAAUUAGAUGUUCGUUCGAAGCACAAUACAUACAUAAGUUUAGUUGUCUCCUUCUUAUUCUUUCUUCAGAAGUAAGAGGACUUUUUAUUAUACCUACUUCCAUAGGUUCAGUUUGUGGAGGAAUUUUUUCAGGUAGUUUUAGAGUAGUGAAAGGUUUUCUCCAGGUAGAAUUAGUAAGAACCCUUUCAGCUUUUCUUUCUCUUAGACGUCUAUCAAUACUGAUAGACAGUUGAAUCAAUGCAUUUAAGGUAGGAGGAAGUUCUGUACGAGAGAGUUCAUCUUUCACAGCUUCAGAUAAUCCGAGACGGAAUUGAUUGCGUAAAGUAAUGUCAUUCCAUUGGGUUUCUGUAGCCCAUCUUUUGAAUUCUGCAAUAUAAUCUUCAACAGGUCUAUUCUUUUGGUGUAAUGUUCUGAUGGUUAAAUCAGCAGUAGUUUGUUUAAAAGGAUCUUCAUAUAAUAAAGACAUAGCUUCAAAGAACUCAUCCAAUGAAUCCAAUAUGGGAUCAUCAUUUUCCAAAAAGGAAUGGGCCCAUGCCAUAGGUUCACCUCUUAAAAAAGAGAUCACUGAACAGACUUUGGAUCUUUCGGUGGGAUAAGAUCUAGGUUUUAAAGCAAUUAGUAGUUUGCAAGAAUUCAAAAACUCUCUGUACUUUGUUCUAUCUCCAUGAAAUUUUUCUGGAUUACAGACAGCAGGAUCACCAGCCGAUUGAAGAGCGGCAUGAGGAAGAUGACCUUGAAUGUCUCUAACAUAGGUUAAUAUUCUCUCAUUUGUAAUUUGCAGUUCCUGUAACCCUUGAGCAAUCGUAUCCACUCUAUUGGUUAGGGCAGAAACUUGAGAGUUAAUAUCUGCUGGUUCCAUUGAAUUUGCUGGAUUAUUCUGUAAUACUUAUUUUGUAAUAUUUCUUUAAUUGGAACUCAACUGCAGCAUUUCUUGGUUGCAACAACAAUAAGGUUCACCUCCUUUUAUAUUGGUAUGAAACUAUGGUCACUGUACCUUUAAAUAUCCAUGUAGGUAAAAUUAGGCUUUGUAGCAAUCCCUUAUGAGUAAGAGGAAUAAUUAGACAAAGUGACACUUUAGUGAGUUUUAGAUACUGUGUAAUAUAAAUAAUAGUAAUUGACUUGUUUGGUAAAAGUAUUACUUAACUUAAAGGCAGUUCUGGCACUGGAAGGGUUAAUUCACCCAAUGAAGGAGAAAUUAGAAGUCCGUUUCAACAAGCUGAGAACUAGGAGUGGAGAGUGGGGAAGUCCGUUUUAACAAGCCGAGGUCUGGGAGUGGAGAAGGUAGAAUUCAGAGUUACAAGCCGAGGUCUAGGAGUGGAGAAGGUAGAAAUCCGUUUACAAGCCGAGGUCGAGAAGUGGAGAAGGUAGAAAUCCGUUUACUAGCCGAGGUAUAGAAGUGGAGCAGGUAGGAUCAGAAGUAGAGCAGCUGAUCUUCAUGCAGCACCUGUGCGAAUAAUCCAGCCCUUUGAAUCUGGCGCGGUCCUCCUAAGUAUCGUGGAGGGACCGCGUCAGAGAAAGGGGCGGGGCUGAGCGCCGUGAACCCGGAAGUGGGUUCCGGCGAUAAAUUACAUGCCAUGCUAUACCUGACAGUCCCGAUGUGCAGUUCACUGUGGUUUCGGGUCGUCAAUGCUGCAUGAGGGCAUUAAUUUUCGCGGAGCUAGAUGAGCAUGCGACCGCUCUCGUUCACGUCCAGGCCACGCCCCCGACUUACACAUUUCAACCAUCCCACAAUGCAUCACAAUCCCUCCUCUCUGUCCUGGAGAUAAUUGGGAAGUAAUCCAAUUAUCUCCAAGGACAGAGGCAAAACUCCAUUACACACAUUUUCAGUAAAAGACAUAAAAUUACACAGUCACAUUUAUGACAUAAAACAUAUACAUUCUACAUAUCCCCAGAUAGCUUAGAUCUGAGCGCACAUUACUACCGAAUGGCGCUCAGAUCACAUACAUACAUUUCAAUCGCCAUGGAGCCAAAGUCUUUCACAUAGUCUUUCGUUACACGAAUAGGCUCCAUGGCUUAGCUAUCUGGAGUGAUGCUGUUCAUUCGGUUCUGCUACCAAAUGAGAAGGUAAGGAGGCUGGCGGCUCAGCGGUGUUCGCACCAACAAGUGUCCGUUUUCAGUUUCAUAGUUUUGGCACUGAACACCGCUGGCUGUUCGGGAGGAAAAAUGGCCGCUGCCACCCAGCGUUCAUCAAUUAAGCUGCGGUUAACCGCAGCUUCUUGGCGGUCAAUUGAUGGCACACUCCAGUUCCCAGGUGGUCCAUCGUUCGGUAGUUUGUUCGGUAGAUUCCAUCUACCGAACACCCCGGCAGAAAGGCAUGAAUAAACCUUUCAGCAGGGAAAAUAACACGUCUGAACUGCAGGGCCAUAGUCUAAAGGGAGCAGGCGAGCAACCAGGCUUCUCCAGUGCAUAGUGGCGAGGUUGGUUCCGCCACAAUUGUAUAUUCCUGCUAACGAACAAUAGCACAUAGCAGUUUGUACUGACCCUCUAUGCAUUUGUAUAGCUCUAUUAUAUCCCCUUUGACACGUUUUUUUUCUGAAGAAAACCGUUUUUCUAGCCUUUCUUAAUAGCUUAUGUUUUUUAUUUGAUCCCCCAUAUUUUUUUUUUUUCUAAUUCUACACUAUCCUUCUUUAAAACUGUUGCCCAAAACUGCACAGCAUAUUCAAGGUGGGCUAUUUAUAUUGAUUUACAAAGAGUCAUAAUUAUAUUUUGGUGUCAUUAAUCAAAAUCUUUUUAUACAUGGCAGCACCUUACUGGCAGGCUGGCAUUGCAUACUGAUGCGUAGUUUUAAUCUAUAAUGGUUCCCAAGCCUUUUUUUUUUUUUUUUUAAUGUAACUAGACCACAUUAAAUGUAUAAGUGGCUCCUGUAUCCUUUCCAUACUGCAUGACUUUGCAUUUAUCUGCAUUGAAUCCCACCUGCCAUUUGCCUGCUCGGUCCUCCAAUGUAUCCUACCUCUAUAGAGAAUUUGUCAUAUUCAGAUAGUAUUGUCUUACCUAGUGUGGUGCCAUUUCCAAACACCGACAAAUGACUUUCAAAUUCUACUUGAAGGUCAUUUAUUAACAUAUUAAAGAGAAGUGGACAAGUGCAUUUUCCAUUUACAACUACUCUGUGCACUCUAUCUUUAAGCCAGUGUAAUAUCCAAGAUCCAAUUUCUUUUUUUUUUUUUUGUCUAAACCAACUGGUUUCGGUUUUACUAGUAACCUUUUGUUUGGAACUGUAUCAAAUAGGGAUCGACCGAUAUUGAUUUAAAAAAAAAUAAUAAUUUUUUUUUUUUUUUUAGAGCAGGUAUCUAUAAUCUGAACUUUCAGGCCGAUAGCUGAUAACUUACCGAUAUUCUGUACAUUUACCAUUUUAAAAAAAUAAACAAUUUCUACACAAAUCUACUGUUAACUGAACAUGUUUAUUAUGUAUUUAUUUUUUGCAGAUCUUUUUUUUUAUUAAGGUAAAUGCACAAAAUGUACAUGCCAGUCAGAAUUUUUCAUGUUUUCAAGAAUAUGUGUGUGUGUGUAUAAUAUAUGCAGUAAGAGUGUUUGAUUAGUGAAUACAGUGUGUGUGUGUUUUGUGUAGUGGAUGCAGUGUAUGUUUGUGUAGUGUGUGUAUAGUGAAUACAGUGUAUGUCUGUGUAGCUUGUGCAGGGACGUAUUAGCCGCGAGCCAAACAAGGCAUUUGCCUUGGGCAGCAUUUUCCGGGGCGGCAAAAAAAGCUGCCCCCAAAUGUCUUAUUAACCUGGCGGCUAACUAAAAAUCCUGUUGGGCGGCCCUGGCGAGGGAGCACUGAUUAGUGAGCUCUCUGCUCAGCUCCCUCACGCGCCGCAGAGUGAUGCCGGGAGCUGGAAUAUGACGUCAUAUUCCGGCUCCCGGCAUCACUCUGCGGUGCGCGAGGGAGCUGAGCAGAGAGCUCACUACUCAGUGCUCCCUCGCCAGCGCUGCCUGCCUGACCGACCAACAGCUCCACCGGACCCCAGGGAAAAGAGAACCCCACUGCCCCCCAGCAUUCCCAAAGGUAAGGAGGCUGGGGGGUUGAAUAAAAAAAAAAAAAAAAGUGAGUGUGUGAAUGUGUGUGUCUGUUAGUGAAUGUGUGUGUCUGCUAGUGACUGUGUGUGUCUGUUAGCUAGUGUAUGCGUGUCUGUCAGUGAGUGUGUGUAUUUAGAAGGCGGGGCAGGAGGAAGGGUGGGGGUGGGGGCUAAGUUUUGUCAUGCCUACGGCAGCACAAAACCAGGAUACACCACUGAGUGUGUGUAUAUAAUGAAUGCAGUGUGUGUGUUUUUAUGUAGUGUGUGUAUAGUGAACGCAGAGUGUGUGUUUGUGUAGUGUGUGUAAAGUGAAUGCAGGGAGUGUGUGUAUAGUGAAUGCAGAGUGUUUGUGCAGUGAGUGUUUGUGUAAGUAUGUAAUGUUUGUGAAAUGGGGGGUGUGGGGCAUUUUAAUGUUUUUAAAUAUUUAAUUUUUUUACAUUUAGUUUUAGUCCCCCCUCCGUGCAGCUCCCCUGUCUAACUCUCGUGGCCUGCGUGCCGCGCGGAGCGUUGCCAUGGUAACCUGUGGCAACACUUUGAUGGCAGCAGGAUUCACGAGAGUUAGACAGGGGAGCUGCUGGGAAGGUAAGUAAGCGUGUGCUGGGCCCCAAGGACCUUGAUGGUGGCCCUGGUAUGCAUUAUCUGGUAUGAUUCCUGAAAGAAAGAUUUAAAAACGGUGGUAUGGAUAUUUUACACUGUCGGGGCUCAACAAAUCAAUGCAUCUCUAUGAGGAAACGCUGAUUAGCCAGUGCUGUGUUUGGCUUGUGCUGGCUCUGCCCCUGAUUUUGCCUUCUUGACAAUCUCAGCCAAUCCAAUGCUUUCCUAUGGAAAAGCAUUGUGAUUGGCUCAGAUCACCACUUCUGAUGAUGUCAGCCAAGCAGAACCAGCAGCAGCAGACUGGAAUAAACAUAAGAUGUUACUAUAUUUAGGGGGCCAGCAGGGGUUAGAUGGCGUUUUUAACCUGACCCUAUAGUGUUUCUUCAUAACUAUUUAAUUGCUGUAGCACUUUAUACUGUGUUAACAAUAACCUGUUUGUUGUAAGGCUUUUGUAACAGAUUUACAAAUCUGCAGCCAUAGAUUCUUCUUUCUAUAUACAGAAGAAAAUAAAUUAUUUGGCACUUCUCCCUUGUCCUAAACCUCCUUUAUGAACAAACCCAUCUCAGAUUUCAAUUCACCAACACUUUCACUCUUAACAAUUUUGUCAUUAAUAUACUUAAAACAUGUGUUUGGGUUAGUCUUGCUUUCUUUGGCCAUAGUCUUUUUCAUUUUCAAGUUUAACCCAUCUUACUGCCCUUUUGCAAGCCCUAUUGGAAUAUUUAUAUGUGUUACAAGAUGCAAUUGCUCAUCUGAUUUUCAACCCUAUACAGUAAAUUGUACUAUGGUAAUUGUAAUAUUUAACAAUUCUUAUACUGUGUAUCUAUAAGGAAUAAGUGCUAUCAUAAAUCGAGGAGUCUGAGUAAAGGGUUUUGUGUAGUCCACAGGCCUGGUUUCCUAUGAUCCAUGUUCAUGUUUAAAUACACUUUCCAUGUAAUGUGACAAUGUUUAAACAUAAUGCUAUUUACAUUCAGCUUUAUGUUGGAUAUCUCCAGUUUUUAUCUCUAAUAUAAUAACGGGUAAAUUUGACUCACUUGCUAUUUAAUACCGUGGACCUUGCGAGUAAACACUUUAUAUCAAAGGAUUACUCCAUUCAUCAUGACCACUUCAGUAAUUUGAAGUGGUCAUGGUGGUAGGAGUCAGUAUAUGCAAUGUUGAAUCACUGCACUUACUUAGAUAUUUAAUUGUGCGCUGGGGGCUAAUUGUACACCCAGCACACAUGACUUUGGCAGCCCAGAACUCUGUUCCACCUGCCAGUGUCAAUUCUGUGCAUAGUUUUAAUCUGUCAGCGUGCUGGAGACAGAUGUGAGCUUCUCCCUUGCGGGAUUGAACUGCGUAAGACCCCUGUGACGUCAGAUGGGGGUGCGGUAGUCACCUGUGCCUGCGCUUGAUUCCAGGUGGGGGUUGGGGACCUCUCUAUAGUGCCCAAGAAAGUGCAGUACACUUUGGUUAGGGUAACUCUUUCUAUCUUGGUCAACCAAUUUUUUUUUAUUUAUUUUUUUUAAAUCUAAACCUUCUCCCCUCAGACUGAUCCUUCUAUGCUGAUAACACUUCUCCUUGUUAGAGGACUUGUUAAGGGGAGUACAUAGGCAGCAGGUAGAGGGAGGCUGUGCUGGCAUUGGACACUUGUUUCCAGCAUGCUGACAAUAGACAUCCAAUAUGCACAGAACUAACAUUAGCCAGCCAGGAAUUCUUGUUACAGGCCGGGUAUUGACGCCCCAAUGCCACUGCAUUACACCUCUGCUAGCAGAGGGGUUAAACUCUGUAUAUGUAGUGUUUUAUAGCUGCAUGUGCAUUCCGGGCUUUUGCAGUAACCCCCAAGUUAAAGGGACACUAUGCAUCCAGACCACUUCAACUCCUUGAAGUGGUAUGGGUGCAGUGCCCCUGUUCCCUUAACCAUGCAAUUGUAAUUAUUAUGGUUAUUGAUAAACUGCAAUAAAUUCUUUGCAGGGUUAACUUCACCUCUAGUGGUGGUCUUUGGUCCGCUAAAUGACCCUCGACGUCGUCACGCUUUGCAUGAGGACAUCCAGCGUUGGUAAAAACUCUAAUCCUUGCUGUGCAUGUGCAUUAGGUCCACCCUGUCGAGCUAGGAAAAUAUCCCCAUUAAAAUGCACAGGAAAUUCUACCCCAGCAAUGCAAGUACAUUUAGAAAAGUUUUUUUUUUUUUUGUUUUUUUUAUUCUACAAGCAAGCAGUUUUUGUUGUGUUUAUUUGGGGGGAGUGUCUAUUUGCAUGUGUUUUUUUUAUAUUUGUUGAAAUGCAAUUAAUUUUAACAAUUUUAUACCCAGAUACUGUGGAAUGUUAAAAUGAUGUUACAUACAUCUCAUGCUGACCAGGCUGACCCUGCCGAAACUGAACUAACCCACUACUGAUCGCAAUUCUUGACAGUUUGCAUGGAAGGUUUUGAGUUGUAUUGGUUUAAUUGUCCUUUUAUUUUUUUUCUUUAGAUUUAAAUAUAAAGCAGGAACAAGAUUGACAACAAAGAAUAAUGGUAAUCACAAGAUACUUUCAAACACUGCAUUAUAG
Molecule: messenger RNA, 85582 nt
Organism: Pelobates cultripes (western spadefoot toad)
Lineage: Eukaryota; Metazoa; Chordata; Amphibia; Anura; Pelobatidae
Source: the annotation of a GenBank genome assembly